Molecule: messenger RNA, 48282 nt
Organism: Podarcis lilfordi (Lilford's wall lizard)
Lineage: Eukaryota; Metazoa; Chordata; Lepidosauria; Squamata; Lacertidae
Source: the annotation of a GenBank genome assembly
GGCUUCUCUGACCCGGCAGGGCAGUUUGGGCAGGUAACCUGAGCCUUUGUCCCGCUGCAGAUCCGUGCAGAGAAGUUGCUGCGCACCUGACACAGGUAAGGGCAGCCGGGGGGUCUCUUCUCCUUGCAGUUACUGUAUAAAAGCUUCUCCUUUGGAAAGGUGAAGCUGUUGUGGUGCUGUCAACAGAAGAGGUGUGUGAAUUUGUGUGUGGGAGAGAGAGAGAGAUUGAGAGAGAAAGAAAGAUUGCAAUUCUAUCCCACUUUUUUUUCUCCAAGGAGCCGCAGUCGGCAUGCAUUGUUCUCUUCCUCCCACGACAACCCUGUGAGGUAGGUUAGGCUGAGAAUGAGGAGCUGUCCCAAGGUUACACCCCAAUGAGCUUCGUGGCUGAGCAGGAAUUCGAACCCUGGUCUCCCACAUCUUCAUCUGAUACUCUCCUUCUUCUUCUUUGGCGAUCCCUCGUAGCGGAGUAAGAUUGUCUUUCAUAAACACGGUUUUAACAAUGAGUCCGUAAGUGACUGUGGAGGCCAAUUCUGGAUCCACACAUCCUUCUACAGUGGGGACAUUGGUUUCUGGGCGAGAGUUGAUCAUGGUGAGGGUUUGCCAAUGGUGCCUUCCUCUUAGCACGUGUCUCCCUUGCGUCCUGGGUUCGAGUGUCUUCAAAGCCCAUGACACCUUUGGUAAAGGCUGUUCUCCAAUUGGAGCGCUCGCAGACAAGUGUUUCCCAAUUGUUGGUGUUUAUACUACAUUUUUUUUUUAGAUUUGCCUUGAGACAGUCUUUCAACCUCUUUUGUUGACCACCAGCAUUACGCUUUCCAUUUUUAACUUCGGAAUGGAGUAGUUGCUUUGGAAGACGAUCAUCAGGCAUCCGCACAACAUGACCAGUCCAACGAAGUUGAUGUUGAAGAAUUAUUGCUUCAACUCUGGUGAUCUUUGCUUCUUCCGGUACACUGGUAUUAGUUCACCUGUCUUCCCAAGUGAUGUGUAACCAUUGCACCACACUGUCUCCGCACUGAGAGAUGGUGUGUGUGUGUGUGUGUUCAGGACACUGCAGAUUUUGCUCCGAGUCCGAAACAGCUGCUUGCUGAGUAGGCCAGCACACUUGACACGCUUGGCCUGGCCUGCUUCACAGGGUGGAUGUGAGAAUAUAAUAGCGAUACUUUUUUGGUCGGGGGAGAAUCCAUACCCAAAUAUCAUGCAACGCCUUCUCUCUCUCCCCUCCCCAUUUAUUUAUAACUGAAUUAUCUCAUUUGAGCUUCACAACCAAACUGUGAGGUAGUUUAAUCUGAGAGGAAGCAGAUUAAGCGAUGAAGUUACAAAAAAAUUGUCUAGUGAGCUGUGUUGCUCCAUUAGGAAGAAUUCAAAAGUCACAGCGGAGUCACAGCUUGCUUGGGAUCAGCAAAAAAUAUCAGGCGAGCAUUGGGGUUCCUUGAGGUUGGAUAUUAAAGGAAACAAUAUGGCUUUUUAAGAUGGCAUGUGGGAGGGAGGGCAGAAAAACCUGAGGAUAGUGGAAAGGUCUGACGCUUGCAGCCAACCUAAACUGAGUACAGAGAGACUUAGAUCGUGCAAAAAAAUAAUAAUUCCAGGUUGGGCCAAGGGCUGUUGGGAGAAAAAGCAAAUUGUGCUGUCAACACAAAGAUUUCCACCUGGGCGAUGGAAAUUUCCUGCUUCUCCUGCAUGUGGAGGGCUUGGAGGGAGACCAAGAGCAGAUAUGGGGUGUGGGGGACUUGUUGCACAAGGCAAGAACUCAAAGAUAUCUGAGAAUGAAAUACUUCUUCAUGAAGUCGUAGAAUCGUAGAGUUGGAAGGGAUCCCAAAGGUCAUCCAGCCCAACCCCCUUUCAAUGCAGGAAUAAGUGCAUAGUUAACCUGUGGAACUCUCUGCCACAGGAGGCAGCAAUGGCCACCACCCUGGAUAGCUUUAAGGGAGGGUUUGACCAAUUCAGGGAGGAGGAGAGGGCUGCCGAUGGCUACGGUUGCAGCGAUGCUUUUGAAUAAUUGCCGGAAACUGCGGGAAGGGAGAGUUGCUCUUGUGUUCGAAUCCUGCUUGCAGGUUUCCCACUGAGGCAUCUAGCUGGCCAUUGUGAGAACAGCAUGCUGGACUAGAUGGGCCAUUGGCCUGAGCCAGCAAAUUCUCAUUCUUGUCCUUACAUUAUUCGGAUGCAAAAUGGCGGAGGGGGAAAAAUCCCAGUGUAUAUCCCAAGCUACAAUUCCGGAACUGGUGAGACGGGGACGCAAGCCAUGCUAUCCAAAUUGCCUCCUCUUCUCUUCUGAGCUCUGCUCCCUUCCACCGGCUGGCCGGCCGCUGGCCUCCUGCAGAGCUCAGCCUUGCCAAACUCUGGGACAUUGAAUAUUAGCUAAUGGCAGUGAGGCGGCUCUCCCUCCUGAGGCAAUAUUGCUAAGUGUUUCCCCUCCGGGGUCCCAGCCAGUGCCAGGAGAGCCUGCAGGCAGAGGUCACUCUGACUUUGCAGCAAGAGCCCACAAAAGGAUGCCAGGGAGAUGCUGAGACGCUUUGCAAGGGAAGGGGGGUUGUUGGCUGAAGGUGAACUCCGUGAGGAUGCGGAGAAUGGCAGGCAGGGGUGGCUGGGGUCUGAUGGGGAGCGAUGGAGGGGCACCGUCUAUGGAGGGGUCCAAAUAAAUGGCAUGCAGCCAGCCAGGCUUCAUCAUGUGCCUCAAAGAGAUUUUGCUCAAAGCCUGGUUUAGCUUGCUCUAAGGAGUGGCCUCAGGCCCAGGAUGUGAAUGUGCGAAAUGGGUAUAAUGCAGCCGGAAGGGGCCGGAGUUGAGGCUGGGCACCAGAACACGCUUUUGAUACCAGGACUCUGCUAAGGGGAGGAAAACAAUAGGAAAGGUGACAGUGCCUCUGAGCAUGUGCGGUGUACCUUGCCAGGUGAGCAGAGAGGGCUCAGUUGAACAGAAGAGGUCCAGGAUGGAAGCUCAUUCUGUGAUCCUGCUCAGGGGUGGGUCAUUUACACAAUGGAAAAUAUUUGCUGGGGCUGUUAAAUAAAUAGAUGCACGGAUUGCCUUGGACAUGUGUCUCCACGUGAUUUGCAAACAUACCAUAAAAAGAGCUAAAACAGUUUUGAAAACAGUGCAAACAACAACCACUAGAGGAGGUGACCAGUUGGAAAAGCUUUUUUGGGGGGAAAUGUCUUCAAAUUCUUUCUAGAAAGCGCAGAAAAGAAAGUCCUUUUUCAUGCAGUGCAGGAGGCAGGGUGGCCAUGAACCUAGAUUUUUUUAAAAAGAGCCUUAGACAAAUUCAUGGAGGAGGAGGACUGUGGAGAGUGUAUUAACUUAUGGUCUGUGUGUGUGGUUUGGGAGCUGCACGGUCAGGGAAAAAACAAUGCUGUCCAGGGUUGUAAAGACUGCAGAGAGAAUAAUUGGGUGCACUCUUCCCACCUUGGAUCAAAUCUAUGCUUCCAGGUGCCAUAAGAAAGCUGCAGAGAUAGCGCAGGAUAGUGCGCACGCCGGAAAUGAUCUCUUUCAGCUUCUGCGUUCUGGAAGAAGGUACAGGGUUAUAAAGACUAGGACUAGCCGCCUGAGAAACAGUUUCUAUCCAAAUGUGAUUUUGGUUUUAAAUGCAGUAUAAGGUAGUCUCUGUGGGAGUAUAUUGUAUUCAAUUAUGGGGUAUCAGAGUUUUUAGGGGGUUAACCAGGCUGGGAUAGCUGGGAUAGCAGGCUUGUGGGUUUUUGAAUGUCUGGUGUAGAUUUUUUCAGUUUCGUUGAACAAUGACAAUAAAGAUUAUCGUAUCGAGACCUUUGAAGGCUACUAGCCAGGAUGGUCCUGAAUGUGAGCGGCUGGAAGACACAGAAGGGGAAAGUGUUGCUCUUGUGCUCAGAUCCUUCUUGUGGGUUUCCUAACAGAGGCAUCAGCCCCUGUGAGAACAGGAUACUAGACUAGAUGGGCUACUGGCCUGAUCCAGCAAACUCUCCUUAUGUCUUUAUGGUGCCUGUUGUAUCUCAACGUAGACCCUGUUCCCCUAAACAGGGGAGGCCACACUGAGAGCCUUGCUCCGACUUCGGGUAGAGCAAGUUUCUGAUUUGGGAAACUUUCCAGCAGAAUGCAAUGACCUACAGGGUAUUUAGGUGGUUUCUCAUGUUACCUGGUCCUCAGCCGUACAGGGCCUUAUAUCCUAGUACCAAUACCUUGGAACCGAAAUCGCCUGAGAAGAGCUUGUCAUGACCGUGGACACCUGAAACACUAAGUUUGCCUUGGCUCUCCCCAAACAGCAAGGCCUUGUUUACCCAGGAAGGCGAUCGCUGAGUCAAUUCUGAGGUCCACACCCCUGAUAGCUAUUUCAGGCCACAGUUUGUUAGCAGAGAAUGGUCAGCCCCACCCAUCUAUGGGUGCCUAGCUCUGUUCUCAGGUAUGGUCAGUGGCAGGAUGGGAGACCUCGUGAUUGCAUGAAGUCACCUUUCUCUUAGCCAGUCCAUUGACCCAUCUAACCCAAUACUGCCUGCUCUGGCUGACAGAAGUUCAGUGGUCCCCAGCAGAGAAAGGUCAUUCGCAACCUGUAGUGCCUGCGAGUCUUUUAAGUGGAGAUGCUGGGAAUUUGAACCUUCUGGAUGAAAAGUAGAUGGAUCUCUGGGAAACGGCCUGGACCGACUGGCUAAACCAGGUGAGGGGAGUCGAUGGGUCUCAAACCAUCAGAGAAUUAAGGACUUCCCCUGCAUUCAAAGACAGACUGUGGAGUAUUGAGCAGAUGAGACCAAGAACAGGUCCAAUGGUCAAGCAGUUGGUUUCUGCAUGUUCUGUGCUGGAAAAUGAGGGAUAGAUGGGGCUCGUCCACCUGGGAAGGGAACCCAUCUAGGAGCAGAAAACCUCUGCUGCCUUGCUGCUACACCCAUUCAUGAGUGUAGACUUCAGGAUUAAACCCCAAGGAACAAUCCAUGCUGAAGUAUAGGUGGGUUCCCACGAGACAAGACGCAGCGAUAACAACAAGAACCUUCAUUGAACUGCAUAACUGGGAAGUGGGGCAAAGCAACUCGUACCUACGGGACCGCCUCUCCUGGUAUGUCCCACGGAGGACCUUACGGUCUUCAAACAAAAACAUCUUGGCGGUCCCGGGCCACAGGGAGGUUAGGCUGGCCUCAACCAGAGCCAGGGCUUUUUCAGCCGUGGCCCCUAUCUGGUGGAACGCUCUGUCCCAAGAGACUAGAGCCCUGCGGGACUUGAUAUCUUUCCGCAGGGCGUGCAAGAUGGAGCUGUUCCACCAGGCCUUUGGCCAGGGCACAGCCUGACCCUCUCCUUUGGCGAUCCUCACAGAACUCUAGCCCAAUGGUUGCCAUUAAUCUGAUUUGAAUUGAUUUUAUAAUGAAAUGAUUUUAGAAUGUUGUAUCAUUUUAACGUUGUUAGCCGCUCUGAGCCCGGCUUUGGCUGGGGAGGGCAGGAUAUAAAAAAUAUAUUAUUAUUAUUAUUAUUAUUAUUAUUAUUAUUAUUAUUAUUAUAUACACUCCUGGAAGCCUGGGCCACUCCCACUCCCAACGUGAUUGGCUGCCUAAACUUCCAAGUCGCGAAUCCCGACUCAGAGUUGAACGGCCAAUGGCAGAGGCCCAAAUCCCGAAAUGUUCUGUGAUUGGACAUCAUGUAUCGAAUCAGAACACAGGAGCUCAGAUUGCUUAGUCCAGACUCAAGCUCAGCCAAAUGCAGACCACUGGAUACAUAACACAUGCCUGCUUCCUUGCGGAACAUCUUCAGGAGAAGAAAGGACUAAGGAGUAGAUCCUACACAAAUCCCUUGCUCUGCUUUCCUUUGGAUCACAAGGGCAUCCUGAUCAAAUUUGCAGAUGACACCAAACUGGGAGGGGUGGCUAACACCCCAGAGGACAGGAUCACACUUCAAAACGACCUUGACAGAUUAGAGAACUGGGCCAAAACAAACAAGAUGAAUUUUAACAGGGAGAAAUGUAAAGUAUUGCACUUGGGCAAAAAAAUGAGAGGCACAAAUACAAGAUGGGGGACACCUGGCUUGAGAGCAGUACAUGUGAAAAGGAUCUAGGAGUCUUGGUUGACCACAAACUUGACAUGAGCCAACAGUGUGACGCGGCAGCUAAAAAGCCAAUGCAAUUCUGGGCUGCAUCAAUAGGAGUAUAGCAUCUAGAUCAAGGGAAGUAAUAGUGCCACUGUAUUCUGCUCUGGUCAGACCUCACCUGGAGUACUGUGUCCAGUUCUGGGCACCACAGUUCAAGAAGGACACUGACAAACUGGAACGUGUCCAGAGGAGGGCAACCAAAAUGGUCAAAGGCCUGGAAACGAUGCCUUAUGAGGAAUGGCUAAGGGAGCUGGGCAUGUUUAGCCUGGAGAAGAGGAGGUUAAGGGGUGAUAUGAUAGCCAUGUUCAAAUAUAUAAAAGGAUGUCACAUAGAGGAGGGAGAAAGGUUGUUUUCUGCUGCUCCAGAGAAGCGGACACGGAGCAAUGGAUCCAAACUACAAGAAAGAAGAUUCCACCUAAACAUUAGGAAGAACUUCCUGACAGUAAGAGCUGUUCGACAGUGGAAUUUGCUGCCAAGGAGUGUGGUGGAGUCUCCUUCUUUGGAGGUCUUUAAGCAGAGGCUUGACAACCAUAUGUCAGGAGUGCUCUGAUGGUGUUUCCUGCUUGGCAGGGGGUUGGACUCAAUGGCCCUUGUGGUCUCUUCCAACUCUAUGAUUCUAUGAUUCUACAUCAGCCAGGCAGAGGGGGGGGGGUCUUGUCAUCUGGGUAGCCCAGGACCUCCACACACACUGCCCAGGAUUGCACCCUGGGGAGGUCACUUGGGUGCUGCUAACACAGCGGUUUGACUUCACCCUCGGAGGAGCACUCCAUUUUUAUCUUGAGACAGACAGAGGCCAACAGCCACGGUAGCCAAUUAAGUGCUUGAUCACAUAAAGAAAGUGGCUGAGAUGAACUAGCUGUGGCUUUCUGCCAGCUGCAACAACUCUGUUUGAAAGAGUCCUCUGUUAGAAGGUUUGUCUUUUCCAAAUUCAGAUUAACGAUAAGGAGCUGUCGGAAGGCAGAGCAGGGGAGGGGCCUUGGCCUUGGCCAUGAGCACCUGCACAAAAGACUCAGCAGGUAAACAGCUCACCUGGUGGCAGAGGGAAGCAAUGACUUUAGCCUAUGCAUUGGGUGUCUGUUGUAUUUAAUCAAUUUGCUGCUAUUUUCUGCGCUGUUUUUUAUAUCUCACCUUGAGACAAGCAGGUGUAAAGUGUACAAGGGUCAGCAAACUUUUUCGGCAGGGGGCCGGUCCACUGUCCCUCAGACCUUGUGGGGGGGCCGGACUAUAUUUUGAAGGGGGGGGGGGAGAAUGAACGAAUUCCUAUGCCCCACAAAUAACCCAGAGAUGCAUUUUAAAUUAAAGCACACAUUCUACUCAUGUAAAAACACGCUGGUUCCUGGACUGUCUGUGGGCCGGAUUGAGAAGGCGAUUGGGUCGGAUCCAGGGCCUUAGUUUGCCUACUCAUGGUGUAAAGAUUUCCAAGAGCUUCAAUCCUCCAAAAACAUUAAAAAUCAUUUUUAAAAAGCCCAAUAAACAUUGAGAGGGCACCAGCCCUGAAAUAUGCUCGGAGUCGAGAAUGGAUUUCAUGCUCUUUAUUCAGCUCAUAGUGGUGAGGAGGAAUGGAAGUUCACCCAGAACGUCUGCUUUAUAUACAUUAUUUACACAAUGGGCCCACUUGAUUGGCUAAUUCCGGGAUUCUCCUGUAGGCCAAUCAGGUUGUGGAUUCACUUCCACCUGGAGCUGGAUUGGGUGGCUCCUGCGGACCAAUCAGACUGCUGCACUUUGGAUCCUAUUGUUCUGGACCAAUCAGACUGCUGAAUUCUGAAUCCUAUUGUUCUAGGACCAAUCAGACUGCUGCAUUCUGGAUCCUAUUGUUCUAGGACCAAUCAGACUGCUGCAUUCUGGAUCCUAUUGUUCUAGGGCCAAUCAGACUGCUGCAUUCUGAAUCCUAUUGUUCUAGGACCAAUCAGACUGCUGCAUUUUGGAUCCUAUUGUUCUAGGACCAAUCAGACUGCUGCAUUCUGGAUCCUAUUGUUCUAGGACCAAUCAGACUGCUGCAUUUUGGAUCCUAUUGUUCUAGGACCAAUCAGACUGCUGCAUUCUGGAUCCUAUUGUUCUAGGACCAAUCAGACUGCUGCAUUCUGAAUCCUAUUGUUCUAGGACCAAUCAGACUGCUGCAUUUUGGAUCCUAUUGUUCUAGGGCCAAUCAGACUGCUGCAUUCUGAAUCCUAUUGUUCUAGGACCAAUCAGACUGCUGCAUUCUGAAUCCUAUUGUUCUAGGACCAAUCAGACUGCUGCAUUCUGAAUCCUAUUGUUCUAGGGCCAAUCAGACUGCUGCAUUCUGAAUCCUAUCGUUCUAGGACCAAUCAGACUGCUGCAUUCUGAAUCCUAUUGUUCUAGGGCCAAUCAGACUGCUGCAUUCUGAAUCCUAUUGUUCUAGGACCAAUCAGACUGCUGCAUUCUGGAUCCUAUUGUUCUAGGGCCAAUCAGACUGCUGCAUUCUGAAUCCUAUUGUUCUAGGGCCAAUCAGACUGCUGCAUUCUGGAUCCUAUUGUUCUAGGACCAAUCAGACUGCUGCAUUCUGAAUCCUAUUGUUCUAGGGCCAAUCAGACUGCUGCAUUCUGAAUCCUAUUGUUCUAGGGCCAAUCAGACUGCUGCAUUCUGAAUCCUAUUGUUCUAGGGCCAAUCAGACCGCUGCAUUCUGGAUCCUAUUGUUCUAGGACCAAUCAGACUGCUGCAUUCUGGAUCCUAUUGUUCUAGGGCCAAUCAGACUGCUGCAUUCUGAAUCCUAUUGUUCUAGGACCAAUCAGACUGCUGCAUUCUGAAUCCUAUUGUUCUAGGGCCAAUCAGACUGCUGCAUUUUGGAUCCUAUUGUUCUAGGACCAAUCAGACUGCUGCAUUCUGAAUCCUAUUGUUCUAGGACCAAUCAGACUGCUGCAUUCUGAAUCCUAUUGUUCUAGGGCCAAUCAGACUGCUGCAUUCUGGAUCCUAUUGUUCUAGGGCCAAUCAGACUGCUGCAUUCUGAAUCCUAUUGUUCUAGGACCAAUCAGACUGCUGCAUUCUGAAUCCUAUUGUUCUAGGGCCAAUCAGACUGCUGCAUUUUGGAUCCUAUUGUUCUAGGGCCAAUCAGACUGCUGCAUUCUGAAUCCUAUUGUUCUAGGGCCAAUCAGACUGCUGCAUUCUGAAUCCUAUUGUUCUAGGACCAAUCAGACUGCUGCAUUCUGAAUCCUAUUGUUCUAGGGCCAAUCAGACUGCUGCAUUUUGGAUCCUAUUGUUCUAGGACCAAUCAGACUGCUGCAUUCUGAAUCCUAUUGUUCUAGGGCCAAUCAGACUGCUGCAUUCUGGAUCCUAUUGUUCUAGGACCAAUCAGACUGCUGCAUUUUGUAUCCUAUUCAACUCAGUACAUAACAAGCCCGUUCAAUAAAAGUGGUCAGUUUCCCAAAGCUUGUUGGCAUAAGUGCAAGAAGGAGGCAGCCAAUCUCAUAUCUCUAGGAAGGGAGUUCCAAAGUUCCACCUGUGUCCCCACCCAGCAUACCUGUGAGGGGGGUGGGGUGGAGAGAAGGGCGUCCCCCCCCCCAAGGAUUUCACAGCCCUGGGCAGGUAUGUAUGGAGGAACUUGGUCGUCCUAUCUGGACCUAAGCUGCAUCUGUUAUUGGCGCAGGUGGGCAAAGGGCAAGCUGCUGUGUUAACCCUUUGGGUGCCUCUGCUUGCUUCGAAGGCGGCUGGAAUGUCAGGCAGUGGAAACUACCAAGAAUUCAAAACAGUGGAGAUGCAACAGGAUCUGGAAGAGAAGAGCAUGGGAAAUCCCGGUGCUGGAACCGCGCAGGAACCGGAUUCAGGAUCCUUCCCGCCGUCUGCUCCCAAGACCAUGCUCUACCCGCGCCCUCACGCCGACCCCUACGAUUCAAGGAAAUACUUUGCCACAAGGGUGAGUCGACCCUUUUUAUUUCCGGGAGGGGUUGCGGGUCCUGCAAGAAAAGGCACGGAAUGGAAUCGUCGAAUGGGAAGGGACCCCAAGGGUCAUCUAUUCCAACCCUCUGCAAUGCAGGAAAGAGCCCUCCGUUUCAGAGGUGGGCCUCUUUCCCUCGUGCAUGGUCUCCUUUUUUUUUUGCAGGGAGGCGGGUGGGGCAGGUGGGUUGCGUGGCGAGUUCCCGCCUCCCCCCUCGGAAAUAAAGACACGAGACACCAGAAUUUUAGGUUAAUGGGUCAAAUUAGGCCACAACUUUAUUGAUUACAGAAAUUGAGCGGUAUUGGCUUAGGCAUUGGUCCUAUCAACUAACGGGCUUCAGCCUGCUUGCUUGAAGACUGGCAAGGGUUAACCACCUGCAGGGGGAGUCCUGCUGAUGCACAUCAACUAGGACAGGGGUCUGCAACCUUUAAGACAAAAAGAGCCACUUGGACCCAUUUCUGAAGAAAAAAAACUGGGAGCCGCAAAACUCGUCAUUAUAAAAAUAACUUUUUUGUCACUUUUUAUUAUUUCUUUGUUUGACCCCUCAGAAUUACUCCUCCUCAUAGAAAUAAACAUUAAAUUAACAAGUUACCUUUUUGUGUGUGUGUGUUCUUCACUCCCCUUCAAAACAGUGACCAGCGUACAUGCCCCUUACAAUGUAGUGGGCGGGCGGGAAGGUGACGUUGGGAUGGUGCGUGACUAACGCACGCACCGCCCCCAUGCGACGUCACAGCCAGUACAGCGCCCGCCACAGUGGGGAGUGUCGGGGCGCACAAUGCGCCUCCUCCCCUCGCUAGUAUCCGCCCCGGAGCCGCGGCAAAGGUGUAAAAGAGCCACAUGCGGUUCUGGAGCCGCGGGUUGCUGACCCCUGAACUAGGAGCUCCCCCGGGGUUACCGCUCGGGGGCGUGCCGUAGGCCCACACCUCCAUAGGCUUAGGACAAGGCCACGCCCCCCAGAAUCCUUUACCGGACUGCCAUUCGAUUUGGGGGGAAGGUGAUGGCGCUUCCUCCCCCCUUUUUCAUCUGCAUAACAAUACCCCUACCAAUGCCUAACCGCCAAUGCCAAGGAAGUUGUGACGGUUGCUACGAGGUAGGCGAAAAACCAAGUGGCUGGUGCCAAUUUGCCAAGUGGAAAAAUUCCUACCAGGCCCCUUAAUGGCGACCAACCAAAGUCCAUAGCAAGGUCAGAGAGCCUAAUCUAACGGGUGGGAGGGGUGGGAAAACCCGAUCAGCUGGAGCGUGGAAAGAGGGAGAUCCUUGGCCGUGCCAGCCCUAAAUAGGACGGGCCAUGCCUCCUGGACCAGCCGAUUGGCUGGCCGGGGGAUGACACGUCUGAGGAUUCCCCAAGUAUCGCGGGGGCUGUGACCCAGCCCCCGCAUGCGUGGGGAGGGGCGUGAAGCCCACAACCCCACCUCCUCUCCAGCUCGGAAGUGGCUUUAACAAUCUACCCAUGAUCCACUGUGUGUAGAAUUUUGAAGCCAGGGCAGAGGACUGAGAUCUUUGCUAUGCAGUUAAUGCAGAGUUGGAGGGACGUGGGUGGCGCUGUGAGUUAAACCACAGAGCCUAGGGCUUGCUGAUCAGAAGGUCGGCGGUUCAAAUCCCCGCGACAGGAUGAGCUCCCGUUGCUCUGUCCCUGCACCUGCCCACCUAGCAGUUCUAAAGCACAUCAAAGUGCAAGUAGAUAAAUAGGUACCACUCCGGCGGGAAGGUAAACGGCAUUUCCGUGCGCUGCUCUGGUGCACCAGAAGCGGCUUAGUCAUGCUGGCCACAUGACCCAGAAGCUGUACGCCGGCUCCCUCGGCCAAUAAAGCGAGAUGAGCGCCGCAACCCCGGAGUAGGCCACGACUGGACCUAACGGUCAGGGGUCCCUUUACCUUUUAAGACAGGGGUGAGGAAUAUUUUUUCAGCCAGGAAGAUAGGAAGCUGCCUUAUAGUGAGUCAGUAUGGACUAUACUGAGCUGUUUUGUUUUUUAAUUUGCAAUGGUUGUCACCCACCCUGGGACAUGCCCUCAGUUGGAGUUUCUGGUUAAUGCUCAACGCUUCUUCUUCAAUGGUUACGACGGUGCACAAAGAGCAGGCUAUGCCUGUUAUUUCCCUACGCAUGAUUUCCCUCUGUUCCUUCUCUCCUGUGAUCUCCUCUCUCGUUUUGUUCUUCAGCCUGGAGCCUUUGACCAAGCCAUGGAUGACCUCAGGGCCCAUGUGACAGCGAACAUGGGGGAAACGGCCCACAGCUUCUGGCUUCUGGCUGAGUAAGUCUCUCUUCCUUAUUUAUUUAUAUUUAUUCGAAGCAUCUUUGUCCCAUUUUUCAGCUGAAAAAGCUUCCAGAGUGGCUUAUGUGCAAUCAAAACAUGACAGUCUCUGCCCGCAAGCUUGCAAUCUAAAGCAGGGGUCGGCAAACUAAGGUCCGGGGGCCGGAUCUGGCCCAAUUGCCUUCAGGAUCUGGCCCGUGGAUCAGUGUGGGGAAUGGGGUUCUGUUCUUUCCCCCCCUUUUUUCCCCAGCCGCCAUUUUUUCCCAGCACUGCCAUUUCCCCCCCUCCCUCUCACGCACUGCAGCGGUGCCUCCUCCAAUAAUAAUAAUAAUAAUAAUAAUAAUAAUAAUAAUAAUAAUUUAUUAUUUGUACCCCACUCAUCUGGCUGGGUUUCCCCAGCUACUCUGGGCGGCUUCCAACAAAGAUUAAAAAUACAUUAAAAUGUCCUACUUGAAGUGCGAUCAAAGGCAGGCGCCAGUCACGGCCAAUCGCCUGCAAAGCUGUGUGAAGCCCUGGCCAAUGGGUGGGUGGCGGCUGCGCAGCGGCUCAACGAAUGAAAAGCUGUGCCGGAGCCCACCUCAUGAAGGAAUGUGAGUACGGGCAGAUCCCGGUACUCUGCCCCCCUACAAGGUCUGAAGGUCAGUGGACAGGCCCCCUGCUCAAAAGGUUUGCCGGCCCCUGAUCUAAAGGGACACAACACACAAGGGGAAAGGGAUGGGGAGGGAAGAGGAAGGUAACAGGUAGAAAUUGAUUAGACAGCCUGAGUAGACAGCGCUCUGACAUUUCCCCACUCCGAUCCUGUUAACAAGGCAAAGUCUGCCUCCUGAAUUUGAGCAAUUUUAUCUGCAAAGAACUUUGCAAAAUAGUUGCAGGAGAUCUUGGGGUCUUUACCAGACCCCAGUGGCAAAGGUGGUUCUGUUAAAUUGCGAACCACCUGAAAGAGUCUCCUGCUGCUAUUUUCUGCAGAUACAAAAGAGGCAGUGAAAAAGGUCCUCUUCGCUGUCGCUAUCGCCACUUGGUAGGCUCAACGUUGAGCUCUAACCCGUAUCCGGUCCGAUUCAAAACGAGUUUUCCACCACCGGCGCUCUAGCCGCCUCAGCGAUUGUUUCAUUGCCCUCAGGUCUGUGGAAAACCACGGGGCUGUCCGGGCUCCAUGCAAUCGGAGAUGGCGCUUCGGAGCCAGACAGUCAAUAGCCCUGGUUAACUCCGUAUUCCAGCGGGUCACCGGGAUAUCAGCUGAAAGGCCAUCAACAUGGGAUAAAACAUCCCCUACUACUCUCUGGAAACCAUUUGGAUCCAUUAAGUGGCGGGGGCGGACCAUCCGAAUCGGUCCCACCUCCCUGCAGAGGGGAAGGGUCACGGAGAAGUCCAGUUGCACCAGGAAGUGAUCUGGCCAUGGCACUUCUUUCGUUUCGCUUUUACUUAGUGUCAGAUCACACACAUCAAUAGAGGUAAAACCAGGUCUAAGGCAUAUCCGCGACGAUGAGUUGGGCCAAACCUAUUCAGGGACAGCCCCAUGGAGGCCAUGCUUUCCACGAAGUCCCGAGCGGCCCCUAGCAAGGUCGUGUUGGCAUGGAUGUAAUAAUAAUAAUAAUAAUAAUAAUAAUAAUAAUAAUAAUGAAAAUCCCCUAGGUUAAAUCCCCUACCAAACUAGGUGUCGUCUUAUGGUUCUAGGAAACUAACAAUCUUAUUUCUUUUGGCCAAAGGUUUUCAGAAGAGAUUUCUGUGUAGAAUUUCCCUCUUCCAUUUUCUAACCCUUCCAGAAUCUUCUCUUCCUGCUGCUGCCGCUGCAGAACUAGUCCGCAAAAUGGCACCCUCAAUUUUGCCUCCUGAAAAUCAGGCAGGUAGAGAAUUUUGGGGUCCUGUUUCCACUCGCCCCCAAAUUGCACUCCCACUGAGCCCUUCCCAAUCUACAAACACCGUUUGUAAGCUGGUUGGGGCAGAGACCUGUCUGUAAGUUAUAAGACCUGUGGGGUCACUGCAUUGAUUUCCUCAUGCUUUGCAACCAUUUCAAACACCCCCCUCCCUCCCAGGACAUCUUCCCCUGCACACCAUUACAGGGGUACCCCGCAAGACGAACGCCUCGCAAGACGGAAAACCCGCUAGACGAAAGGGUUUUCCGUUUUGGAGGCGCUCAUAAACGAAUUUCCUAUGGGCUUGCUUCGCAAGACGACAGCCCAUAGGGAAAUCUCAGGGACAGCGGGAAGCGCAGCGCGUCUUCCCCACUGUCCUCGGACCUCCUCCGAAGCCUGGCGGCGGGGCGGGGACACCUCCUCCCGCCGCCGCCGGGCUCGGAAGGCUCCUCCGGGCCGGGCGGGGGAGGGAACACCUGCCGCCGCCGCCCGGCCUCGGAACGGUGCUCCGGCCGGGCGGGGGAGGGAACACCUGCCGCCGCCGCCCGGCUUCAGAACGGUGCUCCGAGCCGGGCGGGGGGAGGGAACACCUGCCGCCGCCGCCCGGCUCCGGAACGGUGCUCCGGCCGGGCGGUGGGAGGAAGACCUCCCGCCGCCCGGCUCGGAACGGUGCCCGAGCCGGGCGGGGAGGGAACACCUGCCGCCGCCGCCCGGCUCGGAACGGUGCUCCGAGCCGGGCGGUGGGGAGGAAGACCUCCGCCGCCGCCCGGCCGGAACGGUGCCCGGCCGGGCGGGGAGGGAACACUCCGCCGCCGCCCGGCUCGGAACGGUGCUCCGGCCGGGCGGGGGGAGGAAGACCUCCGCCGCCCGGCUCGGAACGGUGCCCGGCCGGGCGGGGGGAGGGAACACCUGCCGCCGCCCGGCUCGGAACGGUGCUCCGAGCCGGGCGGGGGAGGGAAGACCUCCGCCGCCGCCCGGCUCGGAACGGUGCUCCGGCCGGGCGGGGGAGGAAGACCUUCUGAAGGCGGGCGGGGGCGAAGUCUUGCUCCCCUGCCUGCCUGUCCCGGAGGGCUUUUGAAGGCGGGGAGCAAAGACUUCGCCCGCCCGCCUUCAGAAGAGGUCCAGGACCUCUUCUGAAGGCUGGCGGGGGCAAAGUCUUUGUCCCCCUGCCUGCCUUCCCAGGGGCUUUUAAUCGUCCCGGACAGCGGAGAAGUCCUCCGCUGUCCCGGGUGAUUUUAAAUGCCGCCCGCCAGCAUUUUAAGAUCGCCCGGACAGCGGAGAAGUCCUCCGCUGUCCCGGGGUUUUUUAAAAUGCUGGGGGUGGGAAGAAAAGCCCUGUCCCCCCAGCCUUCAGAAGAGGUCCGGGGACAGACUGUCCCCGGACCUGGUCUGAAGGCGGUUUCCUAGGAACGCAUUAACUGCUUGUCAAUGCAUUCCUAUGGGAAACCGUGCAUCGCAAGACGAAAAACUCGCAAGACGAAGAGACUUGCGGAACGAAUUAAUUUCGUCUUGCGAGGCACCACUGUACCUAUUUUUCUUUUAGAUUAUAGUGAAUAUUUUUUCUGUUGCUAUGGAGAGAGCUAUGCAAACUGACAGGGCUGUAUAUAUAAAUAAUAGCAAUCCCUCCUGAUUUUAAAAAUCUCCUUAUGCUUCCUGCAAAAGUCCUCAAAGUUGUGGCUUUAAUUACAAUUUCUCGGUUGCCGCUGAACAGCAACCCAUCCCUCAAGGCAACACAUGGCGAUUGGAAGGAACACCUUGGCAGAUGUUGUUUUCUCCGGAGACCAUGUAAUUAUAAGCCAUGCAAAUCUCAAACAGUUGCCUAUAAAGAGCUAUAAAAAGAAUCGUAUAUGGUAUAGAUACCUGGCGAAUCAUUUGACCAGGAUUUGCUUUUUUGCAGUUUCAAUACUGCCCCCUGGUGGGUGAAGCCUGAAUUCUCCCAUAUAUCGUUUAUUUUAUUUAUUUCACAAAAUUGACACACUUCUUGAUUGUAAAGAGGAAAAACACCAACUUCAAAGAUAAAACAAGGAAAUCAAGAAAAAUUGGCAACGAUACUUUAAAAUAUACAAAAAAUGGAAAAUGCUAAACUAGAUUAAAAUUCACACCAAUUUUCUAAGCAUCUUUGUAGUUUGUCUAAACAGGAAUGUUGUGGUUUAAAAAAACAUCCAGGGGGGUUUGGGAUAAUUGGUUAUCCAGCACGGAGAUUGUUUUUCAGUCUGGAAUGAAAAAUUUAUCAGAGAGUGGGAUAUAUGCAGAGCAUAUGUGAAAGAACACUGUCAAAAGAUCAAUCCUUUGGCAGGUCUUGAUUGAACUUCGUUGUGUAAGUAGGAUAAUUUUAUAAAAUUAAAUUUAUAUAAGUCAAAUAACAUAGAGAAAGUAAAGCUUAAGCGUGUAUUUAAGGAACUUAAUUCGGGAACACAAGGGGAAGAUUGGAGGUCUUGUCAAAUUUAAUCACAAAUGGAUAUGCAAACCAAGUAUUAGUAAAAGAAUGAAUAAUGGUUCAUUUUUCAUUUCUUAUUUUGCCUAUAACUUCUAUUGCAUAUUUCUGUUAUAAAGUUUUCAACCAAUAAAGCAUUUAAAGAAAGAAGAAGGAAUGAAGACCUUGUGAAUGAGGCAGGGGUGUGAAGGUUUACUAGAUGGUGCAAAAAAAGAAUGAAUUGCAGAAUCUUGGCAUUGGAAGGGACCCUAAGGCUCAUCUAGUCCAACGCCCAGCAACACAGAAAUCACAGCUGAAUGAUCCCUGAAUAAUCACCCAACCUCUGCUUAGAAAUCUCCAAUGGCAAAUCAUGUUGGAACUCAGAACUCCUGACACAAAUUGGCAAAUUUGUUCCUGAUAAUGCUAAUUAUGCAGAAUGAAAGAUCUCUUCCGCUAUAUCAAAUUAAAAAGAUUUUGCAAGAGGAGAUGGUUUUCGCAGAGCCCGGAAGGCACCAUUUGCCAGCCUGGUGCAACCAAGGAGGGGGAAGGAAAUUCAGUUUGCCUCCUCUUUUUGUGUGAGCUUUCCUAACUCAGUCUCCCCCAAACAACACACAAACCUAAAUGCUGCUGUUCUGAGAUCCCCGUUUCCCAUGCGUUGCAGCGGGUUGGACUAGAUGACCCUUGAGAGGUCGCUCCCCACUCAACAAUUCAGUGAUUCUAUGUUAACAGCUCAUUCCUUCCUUCGGUCUGCCAAAGUUCAACCGGGUCUGUGUUGACAGCUAGGGCCAUUCCUGGACCGAGAGAGCCUGGCCACCGUAGUUUGCGCAUUGGUUACUGGAUUGCCGCAAUGCUCUCCAUCUGGGGCUUCCCUUGGGAUUGAUCCAGAAGCUGCAGUCAGUGCAGAAUGUUGCAGCACGAUUGCUGACAGGAGGGAGGCCUUGUCAGCAUGCAACACUUGGGCUCAGAGAUCUGCUGCUGGCCCGAGAUCAAGGUGUUACAAUUAGAAACUGUUGUACGUUGAAUUGGCAAAAGUGACAGGGAAACUGAGAGGUCAUAGUGCUCAAACAUUUAUAAAAAAAUGGGACAUGUACAAAAAAAUACCUUAAGGAAUACUGUCGUAAUAUGACGUCAACAGCAGGCCUUGAAUGACUUCUGUGAUUAUGUGGACAUUUAUAGAAUAAUGUUAGUAAUGAAAAUUAACAAAGGUAUAUGGAACAACUGAUUGGUUCAAAAUUGGGGAAGGAGUACGGCAAGGCUGUAUAUUAAGCCCCAGCUUAUUUGACUUAUAUGCAGAAUUCAUCAUGCAAAAGGCUGGACUGGAUGAAUCCCAAUCUGGAAUUAAGAUUGCCGGGAGAAAUAUCAACAACCUCAGAUAGGCAGAUGACACAACCUUGAUGGAAGAAAGUGAGGAGGAAUUAAAGAACCUUUGAAUGAGGGUGAAAGAGGAGAGCGCAAAAUACGGUCUGAAGCUCAACAUCAAAAAAACGAAGAUCAUGGCCACUGGUCCCAUCACCUCUUGGCAAAUAGAAGGGGAAGAAUUGGAGGCAGUGAGAGAUUUUACUUUCUUGGGCUCCAUGAUCACUGCAGAUGGUGAAAGCAGUCAUGAAAUUAAAAGACGCCUGCUUCUUGGGAGAAAAGCAAUGACAAACCUAGACAGCAUCUUAAAAAGCAGAGACAUCACCUUGCUGACAAAGUUCCAUAUAGUUAAAGCGAUGGUUUUCCCAGUAGUGAUGUAUGGAAGUGAGAGCUGGACCACAAAGAAGGCUGAUCGCCGAAGAAGAGUUUGGAUUUGAUAACCCGCUUUAUUACUACCCGAAGGAGUCUCAAAGCGGCUAACAUUCUCCUUUCCCUUCCUCCCCCACAACAAACACUCUGUGAGGUGAGUGAGGCUGAGAGACUUCAGAGAAGUGUUGCUAGCCCAAGGUCACCCAGCAGCUGCAUGUGGAGGAGCGGGGAAGCGAACCCGGUUCACCAGAUCACGAAUCCACCAUUCUGAACCACUACACCACACUGGCUCUUGAAGGAUUCAUGCUUUUGAAUUCUGGUGCUGGAGGAGACUCUUGAGGGUCCCACAGACUGCAAGAAGAUCAAACUGAUCCAUUCUGAAGGAAAUCAGCCAUGAGUGCUCACUGGAAGGACAGAUCGUAAAGCUGAGGCUCCAAGACUUUGGCCACCUCAUGAGAAGAGAAGACUUCCUGGAAAAGACCCUGAUGUUGGGAAAGAUGGAGGGCACAAGGAGAAGGGGACGACAGAAGACGAGAUGGUUGGAUAGUGUUCUCGAAGCUACAAACAUGAGUCUGACCAAACUGCGGGAGGCAGUGGAAGACAGGAGUGCCUGGCGUGCUCUGGUCCAGGGGGUCACGAAGAGGCGGACACGACUAAACAACAACAACAACAACAACAAAAUGGACAAGAUAAGUAGUAGAUGCAUGGUGUUGUGACAGGAAGUCAUUAUAGAAGAAAGAAGAAUUUAUUGUGAUUGGAUGUAACACUUAUUACCGAUUUUAUUUCUCAGGACAAACUUUUGUUUGCUUUUUAAAAAACCAAUAAAGCAUUUAAAACAAAAAAACAAGGCGUUACUAUUAGUAUACAAAACCCUUCACUACUUGGGACCAGUCUACCUGUGAGAUCGUCUUACCCCAUAUGCUCCUACCUGAGCACCUGGAAUGAUGGAAUUGGCACUUUGGAAACACUUUGAAACUCCCUGCUUAGUGACACCUUCAUUGCACCUUCACUGCACGCUUUUUGGACUCGCUGAAGACAUUCUUAUUUGGGCAAGCCUACCCACACUGAGAAAGUUUGAGGGAGUUUUAAUUUGUUUUCACCUGUUCUAUUGCGGUUCUAGUUUUCUGCACGUUUUCAAACAUGGUGGCAUUUUCUAAAAUUUAUUGCAUUAUCUUGUUUUGCAAACGGCUUUGAGGUUUUCUCCUCUGUUAUAGUGGUAUAUAAACUUUAUUCAAUAAAUGAACUAUGCUGGGCCUCCUUCCUUUGCCCUGCUCCAGGAUAGACCACUGGAACAACGAGAAGGAGCGUGUCGUGGUCAUCACAGACUCCGCCCUCCUGGUCUGCAAAUACGACUUCAUCAUGCUCAAGUGCUUGGAGCUGCAGAGAGUCCCCUUGAGCUACAUCAACCGCAUCUGCCUGGGCCCUUUCACCUUUCCUGAGAAGUCCUUGGACAGGUGAGGCACACACCUGCGGGUGGUCAGCGUGAUUAUUCGGGGGGGGAGGGAGGAGGUUGUGAUGGCUCCAGCCUGCUUUUGAUAUGCGCUGCUGAAAUGGAGCCUGAAUGUUCAUGGAAUCACAGAAUCGUAAAGCUGGAAGGGACCCCAGAGGUCAUCCAGUCCAACCCGCUGCAGUGCAUGGAUCUCAACUAAAGCAUCACUUUGUGGACUCUCCUUCCUUGGAGGCUUUUAAGCAGAGGUUGGGUGGCCAUCUGUCAUGGCCAUCUGUCAGCUGAGAUUCCUGCAUUGCAGGGGGUUGGACUAGAUGACCCUUGGAUGUACCUCCCAACUCUAAAAUUCUAUGAUUCUAUAAUAAUAAUUAAUAAUUUAAAAAAUUAUACCCCGUCCUCCCCGGCCAGAGCUGGGCUCAGGGUGGCUAACACCAGUAAAAUUACAGUGAAAACAGUAAAAACAUAUUAGGGGGGAAAACCAAUUUAAAAUACAGGUUAAAAUGCAAUUUAAAAUGCAGCCUCGAUUACGAUUACGAUAUCUUUAUUGUCAUUGUCCCUUGCGGAACAAUGAAAUUGAAAAAUUUCAUUUUAAAAGUAGCCCAUAGAUCAAGACCAUAAGGGGAGGGAAACAUAAGGGUUAGACUGAGUCCAAACCAAAGGCCAGGCGGAACAGCUCUGUCUUGCAGGCCCUGCAGAAAGAUGUCAAGUCCCGCAGGGCCCUGGUCUCUUGUGACAGAGCGUUCCACCAAGUCGGGGCCAGUACUGAAAAGGUCCUGGCUCUAGUUGAGACCAAUCUAACCACCUUGAGACCUGGGACCUCCAAAGUGUUGUCAUUUGUGGACCUUAAGGUCCUCCGCUGGGCAUACCAGGAGAGGCCUAUGAAGAAGGACUUCCUUUUAUCUGUCCUAAAUCUUCCAGCAUCCUUCUUCACUGGAUGCCCAUUGCAUGUCUCCUCCGCCCGGCCUUUUCUCUAAACUGAAAAGCCCCAAAUGUUGUAGCCGUUCCUCUUGGUGGGGAGUUUCUCCAUCCCUUCAAUCAAUUUGGUUGCCUUUCCCUGAGCCUCCUCCAGCUCCCUUGUUAAAGGCUCCCUCUGGAGAGACUACGCAGCUGGCAAAACUCCCCUGUUCCAGCGAAGGAGACUCAGCGGUGGGCGAAGCAAAUGGACCUGGCAAAAGAGGAGGGAGACUUUGGUGGGGCAGACUCUCCUAGGCUCCACUCCCAACGUUUUCUGGGUUUAGGGUUAUGCGGUAAUUAUACGCCGUUCCAGGCAUCACGAGGUUUGCUUUUAAAAUAUAUAUUAAAAAGAUAAUCUUCAUCAUAAUACACGGUCCUUAAGAAAAUAAUUGCCGAGGUUCUUAUGAAUGGCUGCAUGUGAAUGGCACGGACAAGUUUGAACACAGCACACAUUCCAGUCGUGGAAGAGGCUUCUUACCUUCGCUUCCAACACCCAACGCCUUGUGAUUUUUGCAGGCUGCUCUUUUCAUUUCCCAGUUUGAAAAGGCCCUUCCUUUCCUGUUUGUUUUAAAAAUGCCAGGCUUCGUUUUGCUGUGUGCAUCUGGGGGCAAUCCUCUCUCGCAGAAGAUGCCCAGUUUUGAGCAAGUCUCUGCACUCUGCACUCUUCAGGGGGACACAGCACAUCUUCAAGUGCACAAACAAGACUCUGCUUUUACCCUCCUGCCUGGGGAGUGCUACUUGGAGGGCUUUAAGAGAGGAUUGGACAAAUUGAUGGAGGAGAGGACUAUCAUUUCCUGGAAGCCCCGGGAUGGGAGAGGGCUCUUGUGUUCAAAUCCUGCUAGGGGGUUUCCUGCAGGCCUCUGGUUGGGUGCUGAGAGAACAGGGUGCUGGAUUAGAGGGGCCCCUGGCCUGACCCAGCAGGCUCUUAUUAGGGUCUUAUGUUUUAAAUGUAAGUCACUUAGUCGUCAUUAGGUAAUAUGCAGCUUUCCCAUACAGGGAUCAAACCUGCAACCUUUGCGUUAUCAGCACCGCACUCUAACCAACUGAGCUAUCCAAAGCACAUGACAAGUUGUAGUAAUAAUACAGUCAUACCUUAGUUUUCGAACAACUUAGUUCCUGAACGUUUUGGCUCCCGAACGUCGGAAGUGACUGCUCCGGUUUGCGAACUAGUUUUGGAAGCCGAAUGUCCGACGAGGUUUCCGCGGCUUCUGAUUGGCUGCAGGAGCUUUCUGCGGCCAGACAGAAGCUGUGAUUUGGUUUUUGAACAUUUUGGAAGUCGAACGGACUUCCGGAACGGAUUCUGUUCAACUUGCAAGGUACGACUGUAAUAAUAGUAAUAAUAAUAAUAGUUUGAUAAUAGUGCAAUGUGGAAUGUAGCCCCUCCCCAAGAAAUAGGCAGAAUCAGGUUCAUGUGCUAAGAGGAAAUUCUGGUCUUAAUAUUCCAGCAUUGUUGGUAGACAUUUAUAUAUUCAUAUCUGUUUACAAAUAAACUUUUCCCCUCCAGAAACAAGUUGCUUAAAACAGCUUACCAAACAAAAAUGCAAGCAUAUAAAUAAUGCUCUUUCCGGAAAGCAAUUGCCAGGUUGCUGCACAUUACAGACUAACAUGCUCCCAGAAGACUGAUUCCCUGCCCCAAAGAUCUUCCAGUUUAACACAGCAAAGGGGAGCCUGAGACUCCUGGCCAGUUGAGCUGCGGGUUCCAGUUAAGCUAUGUUUCCCAAGUGCUGUGCAAAAUCGCCCUCCCCAUGCCAGCCAUCUCUCGCUUCCUUUGGCUGGUGGAAAGGAGGGGAGGGAGAGAGAGAAUUGGCUUGAGGUCACUGUUCCCAAAUUGCUCUGCCCACCGCAUGCCAAAGUUGGGCUCCUCUUACUGACUCUCCUCGGGACGUGCCCAAACUUGGUUUCCAAGUGGCGAGGCCAAGCCGGUGGGGUUGUUGUGGCCGUGUUGUGCUAAGGUAAGAGGGGGAGAAGGCAUCCUGUUCACAUAAUGGAAACGGAAGCAGUCAGCUUGGCACACCUGCGGAGCCCUGAAUGCUGCAGAGAUUAACUUAUUCAAACAUUUGGCCUCAUCUCACAAGUGACCUUGCAGUGACUCUCCCAUACCUGGAAAUGGGUUCCAAAGGUAGAGUGGUUUGCAGAUCUGCCCAGCACCUGGAGAUUGUUUAGAGGCUUCUGGAAAAGAAGAAAAAUCAUAGAAUCGUAGAACUGUUGGAAGGGACCAUGAGGGUCUCCUACCCCAAGCCCCAGCAAUGCAGGAAUCUUUUUGCCCACAGUGGGUCUCGAACCCAUGCUCUACAUUAGGCACGUCCAACAGGUAGAUUGUGAUCUACAGGUAGAUCACUGGAGGUCUGUGGUAGAUCACCGGUACAUCAGUGGCUCCCCCUAAAGAAGCUACUGUAAAAUAACUUUGGCUCCCCUAAAAAAGGCUCAACAUCUUUGCCCUGCACCCCUAAAAUGACCUGAACCACCAAAAACAGGGCUUUCCUUCCUAAAAAAAAGCUCAACGUCACUUUCCUCUUCCCUAAAUAAGCUCAACAACUUUUAUGUGAACCCCCAAAGCAGGGCUUUCCUUCCUAAAAAAAAAAAACUCCUGAACCCCCCAAAAGGGGGUAGAUCACUGCUAGUUUUUAACUAUGUGAGCAGUUAGCAGUCUCUUGGAAGUUGACCACCCCUGCUCUACAUGUAUUAGAUAAAUUCAAGAAGGAUAAAGCUAUCAGUGUACUAGACAGGGUGGCUCUGCUCUGCCUGAACAAUGGAAGGCAGCAAUGCUUCUGAAUAUCCGUUGCUGGAAAUCAGAGAAUGGGAGAGCUGUGUUUGAAUCCUGCUUGUGGAUUUCCCAUUGAGGCAUCAGGUUGGCCACAGUGAGAACAGGAUGCCAGACUAGAAUGGUCCCUCUUUCGCCAGCAGGCUCUCCUUGGUUCCCAAGGUAUAUAUAGGGCCUUGGAUAGUGGCAACCUAGCAGUCCGAAAGCACGUCAAAGUGCAAGUAGAUAAAUAGGUACCGCUCUGGCGGGAAGGUAAACGGCGUUUCCGUGCGCUGCUCUGGUUCGCCAGAAGUGGCUUACUCAUGCUGGCCACAUGACCCGAAAGCUGUAUGCCGGCUCCCUCGGCCAAUAAAGUGAGAUGAGCGCCGCAACCCCAGAGUCAGCCACGACUGGACCUAAUGGUCAGGGGUACCUUUACCUUUACCUUUACCAGCACCUUGUCUUUAGCCCCAGAACUCGCUGGCAGGCAAUGCAACUCCUUCAGCAGUGGUGUAACCUGAUGGUCCUAUCCUGCCCCAGGGGUUUAAGACUGAGAUAGGCCACACACACUCUGAAUAUUCCUUGGGACAAGAGUCUGCCUCUCUUGGCGUGGGUGUUAGUGUAUAAAACACCAAUGGGUUCAAGACUACACGCUUUCUGAAACAAAGCACAACCACCCUUCAAAAUCCACACUUCUCUGAAUUUUGCAGUUCACUUCUCCAACCAAGUAAUGUGUACAUAAAUGCACCUAUUAGUGAAAGCAGCAUGCAAAGUGCAUUAGAUAAGGGGAAAUUGCAUUGCAAAAAGUGCAUAUAGCAAUUAUACAAAACCUGUGUAUACACUAUUACUGUAAAUAUGCACUAAUGUGCUUUUGAAUUUGCUUUUUAAAAAAAUAAAAAUAAAUAAAUUGGCAACUGGUGUAGAGUAGUGAACUUAAGACUGGGAAAAUAUGGAAAUGAGAGAAAACCAAGAAUUAGAUUUGGUCAUCACACAAGUCCUUUGGAGCUGGUUAGAAUCAUUUUUGGGGUUCUUUCUCUACCUCCCAAGACCCAGCUUGCAGUCACAAUGUACAACAUGCCCCAUGGUAGAUUAAGGCCUAGUUUGGGGCAGUGGGGAGACCCUCUGAACAAGCACAGUACAUGUGCUACGGACUUGCCAUGUUUGAGAAGAGAUGGCGUCCCACCUCUGCAAAGGAGUGUUUGCUGCAGGCAACUCACACAUGAGCUUAUGUCAGAGAGAAUAAUCUAUCCUUUUUGCGUGUGUGUGUGUGUGUGUGUUUGGGGGGGAGAAUGGAGAGGUUUGUAAGCCAAAGAGUAUGGGGAAGUCUGUACCACCCAUUAUUCCACGGAUGAGGCAAUGCUGUUCACGGAGAGCCAAAAUGCCCUUGGCUAGUGAUCUCAUGCUCUUGAGAAGGCUGGGUGCCUGCUGGUUUUUGGACAGGGGAUUAGGCAAGACUGCAGCUGAGUUUCACUCUGUUUUUCAGCAGGUGGCAGUCUUCCCUCUGGCUACAGGAGGGAUGGAUGUCCCCAAGGGAGGGGGGCGCGCAAGGAGAACGAAGGCGCUCCCAAGGGUUAUUUCCAGGCAACAUGUCAAACCAUUUUCUCCUUGCUCUGCCCUUGAGGGCUCUAAAUAUUCACCCCGGAGAGAGUACAAAUUCUAAGGCCGGGGAGAAUUUGCUGGCCGAGGUCCUUGCGUUUGCUGGAAGGGAUACAGGAUUCCUGUCCUUCCUCUAGCCUCGCUGGCCCAAGGAUGGCAUGUGCACAAUCUAAGAGUCUUCCACCCCACUGUAUAGCAUUGUGAGAGAUUUGGGGCUGGCGUGGAGACAACGCUCAGAUUGUAUAAGACUUAAUGGGCAUGCCUGAGAUGCUCAGAUGGCCCUGAGCACUGAGAAGAGGUUCUGGCUUAGGGAACAGAGGACCUUUUGUUGCUGAGUCGUUUAGUGGUGUCCGACUCUUCGUGACCCCCUGGACCGGAGCACGCCAGGCACUCCUGUCUUCCACUGCCUCCCGCAGUUUGGUCAAACUCAUGCUGGUAUCUUCGAGAACACUAUCCAACCAUCUCGUCCUCUGUCGUCCCCUUCUCCUUGUGCCCUCCAUCUUUCCCAACAUCAGGCUCUUUUCCAGGGAGUCUUCUCUUCUCAGGAGGUGGCCAAAGCAUUGGAGCCUCAGCUUCAGGAUCUGUCCUUCCAGUGAGCACUCAGGGCUGAUCUCCUUCAGAAUGGAGAGGUUGAUCUUCUUGCAGUCCAUGGGACUCUCAAGAGUCUCCUCCAGCACCCUAAUUCAAAAGCAUCCAUUCUUCGGCGAUCAGCCUUCUUUAUGGUCCAGCUCUCACUUCCAUACAUCACUACUGGGAAAUCCAUAGCUUUAACUAUAUGGACCUUUGUUGGCAAGGUGAUGUCUCUGCUUUUUAAGGUGCUGUCUAGGUUUGCCAUCGCCUUUCUCCCAAGGUGCAGGCGUCUUUUAAUUUCGUGACUGCUGUCACCAGAGGACCUAUUUGGAUGCAAAAAGCUCCAGGGUCAACCUUUGACAGCAUCUGCAGGAGGGCUGCAGCCAGGGGUCAAUGCAAAGAUAAGAACACAGGAAGAGUCUGUUGGAUCAGGCCCCUCUAGUCCGGCCUCCUGUUCUUACAGAGCAGGACCAGAUACCCCAGUGGGAAACCAGCAAGCAGGAUCCCAGCACAAGAGCAGCUCUCGCCUCCCGUGGUCCCCAGAAAAUGGGAUUCAGAAGCUGCCUCCAUCCAUGGGGGCAGAGCAGAGCUAUUGAUUGCCCUUUCCUCCUCCUCCAUGAAUUGAUGGAUCUUCUUUUCAAGCCAUCCAAGUCAAUGGCCAUCAUUGUUUCCUGCACCAUAGGAGGGGAGAGGGCCCUUGGGCUCCAAUUCUGCUUGGGGGUUUCCCAGAAGGGUAUCUGACCAGCCACAGGAUGCUUCGUGAGAUGGGCUCCCUAUGGUCUGAUCCAACAGGGUCCUCUUAAGUUCCUAUCAGGCCAAAGGCCCAGACAUCCUUAGUUCAUUUGUUAGAGCAUGGCGCUGAUAACGCCAAGGUUGUGGGUUUGAUCCCCGUAUGGGACAGCUUCAUAUUCCUGCCUUGCAGGGGGUUGGACUAGAUGAUCCUCAGGGUCCCUUCCAACUCUCUGGUUCUAAGAUUCUAUUCUAUUCUUGGUGAUCCUGAGAGGUAGAACGAGGAAAAACCGUUGACAUCUACCGUAUUUUUCGCUCCAUAAGACGCACGUUUUUUCUCUUAAAAGCUAAGGGGAAAUGUCUGUGUGUCUUAUGGAGCAAAUGUGUGGUCCCUGUAGCUAAAUUGCUGGAGUCCUGCUUUCCUGGCUUCUGGGAUUCAGAAUAUUUUUUUUUCUUGUUUUCCUCUUCCAAAAACUAGGUGCGUCUUAUGGUCUGGUGCGUCUUAUAGAGCGAAAAAUACGGUAUUUCACUUGUACUCCAUGUCUCCUGUAAAAAUAUGAUGUCAUAACCUUGGAUGAAUUUAACAAAGGACGGGUCAGAUGUCUUUUUAGGCCAGCCUGUGAUAUUCCAUGUUAGAAGGCUAAAGUUGGCUUUGCUGAAGUCUAGUCUUUGUCAGUUGUCUUCUGAAGAACUUUUGGAGUUUGCCAUUUUUUGUGGCAACUGUAUGUCAUUUAUUCAGCUGGUAUCCUUACAUGGUGGUCUCUGUUAUACCCAAUUGCAAUUCAAUGUAUUCCUGUUGUGUUUUGUGAUUUUCCUGAUAUUGUAAGUGAGCCGGAACUGGUCUGUGACCGUAAUAAUAAAAUUCUAAUUCUAAUUCUAUUCUAUUCUAUCCACCAUCCUGUUCUCACAGUGGCCAAGCAGAUGCCACAAACUGGACAUGAGAGCAGCCUCCAACUUGGUUAGAAGUUUUCAGGCUAGGAAAAGGAAGUGUUAGAGCCCUCCAGACUGCUUUAUUGUUUUUGUGGGGGUCUUGUGCAACACGUCAGUGAAAUGACCACAAACCAUUUGUGGUGGAUUUAUACCACUGAUGGCUGUUGGCUGUGAUGGCUAUGCCGUGUCGCCAUGGUCAGACGCAGAAAGGCUUCCGAACACCAGUUGGCGAAAACCACAGGAGUGGGGAGCUGUGUUCGAAUCCUGAAGCUUUCCCAUUGAGGCAUCUGGUUGGCCACUGUGAGGACAGGAUGUUGGGGAAGAUGGGCCCUGCAGCCUGAUCUAGGAGGCCCUUCUGGUAUUCUGUGUGGUUCAAUUUCGAUUACAUCCUGGGCUGGUGUGUUGAGGAAGGGGCUGAGCUGGUUGGCUUUUUUUGGUUCCUCCCCACUUUGUGAUGAUUCAAGGAUCUGUUCUGUUGGACGGGGUGCAGGGAUGAGAGAAGCCAGGAUGUUCUGGAUUGGCGAUGCCAUUCGGAGCAUGCCCGGUCUUGCUUGUCAAUCUGGCACGAGUCUCCCAGCGGAGGAAAGCAGAUGGCUGCCAUCACGUUGGAAGAGAAAACGCCACUGGGAGCCAAGUUUGUGGGUUUGGUGCUACAGCCUCUCCAUUGCCCCCCCCUCCAGAUUGAGAAUUAAAAUAAGAAACAAACAUCCAACCAAGAUCUGAAAGGAGGAUCUGGUUAAAUGCCCUCCUCGCACCUGAGUCAUGCUGAUUAUUUAGGGUGUGCUUUCUACCCCUUCAGGGGUUUGGUGUGUUCCUGCCAGCCCAGCCCAGCCAGAUAAUGCCAAAUCAGUCCCUUGGCGAUGUCUGACUCCAUCUCACUUUCUCUGUACCUCUCAGGAGGCAAUUUUAAAAGGCCGUUUUCCCUCGUUUGGAGCAGGGCUUUUUGAUCCUCUGGCCACCUCUGUCCUUGACCCAGUCUGGCUCCUCUGAUCUUCUUAUGAUUACCGACAAAUCUUCUAUGCAAUGUUGGCCAUACUGGGUUUCUGGUAGCUGCAGCUGGGACAGAACAUCUCCAGUAAGAUCAAGUCCUCUCUCCUCCUUGUAUCACACUAGGCUCCUCUUUGGGGCAGUUUCACCAGGUGCUUACCUGUGUCAUUCACCUGGAUGGGAGAGAAAAAAGGUGUAGAGCCAAAGCAAACUGCACAAGUGCACUUAAAGAAUGUCCCCGGGUUAAAUCAAAGAGCUGGUUCAAAGAUGCAGGUAAAAGGUAAAGGUGGGGUUGUGGUGCUCAUCUUGCUUUCAGGCCCAGGGAGCCAGUGUUUGUCCACAGACAGCUUUCCAAGUCAUGUGGCCGGCAUGACUAAACCGCUUCUGGUGCAACGGGACGCUGUGACAGAAGCCAGAGUGCAUGGAAACACUGUUUACCUUCCCGCCACAGUGGUACCUAUUUAUCUACUUGCACUGGUGUGCUUUCGAACUGCUAGAUUGGCAGGAGCUGGGACAGAGCAGCGGGAGCUCACCCUGUUGUGGGCAUUCGAACUGCUGACCUUCUGAUUGGCAAGCCCAAGAGGCUCAGCGGUUUAGACCACAGCGCCACGCACAUCCUUUGAAAGUUGCAGAGCAGAGCUAAGUCAGGGAACAGCAGCACAACAGAAAGGGGGGGGGAAUCUGCUCACUCCAAUCACAAAAUCUAAGGUGGAUUAUGAGCUGGGAACCCUGAGAAUCCCAACUGAAAGAGGAGCAAAAAUGGCCAGCGUUUGCUCAUUGGACUAGAUGACCCUCACGGUCCCUUCCUGUUCUACAAUUCUGUGAUUCUAUGUCAUUUAUUAUGCCCUCCAGUUUUGCAUUGUGUUUCCUUUGCAUAGGAAUGAAUGGAACAGCAGGCUGCUCAUUAGUUAAGUGUGUACAAUUCCACCACAGGAGCUAGGCAGAUAAGGUAGCUUUUUUAUGUCAGAAGUCAAACUGCAGCAGGACUGAAAGAGAGCUGUGUGCGGCCAACCCAGAUCAGAAGAGACAUUGAUGCCUUCUUGCACCCUUAUCUAUGAGUGUCAUGAACUAUCCUAGUUUUGUAAUAUAUAUAUAUAUAUAUAUAUAUAUAUAUAUAUAUAUAUAUAUAUAAAAUUUAUUAUUUAUACCCCGCUCAUCAGGCUGGGCUUCCCCAGCCACUCUGGGCGGCUUCCCACAAAAUAUUAAAAUACAGUAAUGCAUCAAACAUUAAAAGCUAAACAGGGCUGCCUUCAGAUGUCUUCUAAAAGUCUGGUAGUUGUUGUUCUCUUUGACAUCUGGUGGGAGGGUGUUCCACAGGGCGGGUGCCUCCACCGAGAAGGCCCUCUGCCUGGUUCCCUGUAACUUGGCUUCUUGCAGCAAGGGAACCGCCAGAAGGCCCUCGGCACUGGGCCUCAGUGUCCGGGCAGAACGAUGGAGAUGGAGACGCUCCUUCACGUAUACUGGGCUGAGGCCAUUUAGGGCUUUGAAGGUCAGCACCAACACUUUGAAUUGUGCUCAGAAACAUACUGGCAGCCAGUGUAGGUCUUUCAAGCCCGGCUUUGUAUGGUCUCGGCGGCCACUCCCAGUCACCAGUCUAGCUGCCACAUUCUGGAUUAGUUGUAGUUUCCAGGUCACCUUCAAAGGUAGCUCCACAUAGAGCACAUUGCAGUAGUCCAAGAGAGAGAUAACCAGAGCAUGCACCACUCUGGUGAGACAGUCUGCAGGCAGGGAGGGUCUCAGCCUGCGUACCAGAUGGAGCUGGUAAACAGCUGCCCUGGACACAGAAUUGACUUGAGCCUCCAUGGACAGCUGUAAGUCCAUAAUGACUCCCAGGCUGCGCACCUGGUCCUUCAGGGGCACAGUUACCCCAUUCAGGACCAGGGAGUCCUCCACACCAGCCCGCCCCCUCUCCCCCCAAAAACAGUACUUCUGUCUUGUCAGGAUUCAACCUCAAUCUGUUAGCCGCCAUCCAUCCUCCAACUGCCUCCAGAACCAGGGCCUCUGUCAUGUGGCCUGCCCUAAAGAUCCCUGCCUUCCUCUGGUGAGGAGGAGGAUGGGGGGAGGCUGCCUUUAUAGAUUGGAAGUAAGAUUCAGAUGCUAACACAGUCAGAUUUUGUGCAUGGAAUGUGAGGAGGCUGCCACCUUAUCCUUUGCCUGGGGCUGCAAAGUGUCUUGGGCCAGAUAGACGACUAAGACACACACACACACACACACACACACACACACACAUGCUUAUUGGACCCACAGCUCUUGACUUCCCUCCCCGAUCUCGCCGAUUCAAGUAAAGCAGUAGUCGUUGCUCACUUGCUUAACUCCAAAACCCGUUUGUUUGCUUAAAGUGUCGCAUUAGAAUGUCCUCCAAAAUGCUUUUUGCGGCAAAGGGGAUUCAUUGCAGGAAGCACCCAAACCCGCAGCCUGAAAUGCUUCCCCUAAGUGAUUUAUCUCCUGAAACCAUGCGGGUAAUUAGAGGAACACAAAGAGGAGAUUCGAAAAUCCCGGUGGGAUUAUCGCCAAAAGGCAUUGUCUGCAACGCUGGCCCUUAGGGUUGACGAGAGCAGCAACAGCAGCAACAACAGCCAAGCCCAGGGCAGGAAUUGGACACAGGCCUCUUUCAGGAAGAGAGGGGAAAUCGUGGACGGUCGCCCUUAUCCGGCCAAAUAUGGCGUGGUUGUCGUGGCUGAUAGCUCUCUCCUCCAGGAAAUUAUCCAGUCCUUUUUUCAAGUGAUCUACUUUGAUGGCCAUCAGUGCAUCUUGUGGGAGAGAGUUCCACAGCUCAACGGUGUGCUGCGUGAAGAAGUAAACUUCCAGGAGGGAUGGGAGGAAGAUUGGGGAGGGGAAAUGAGACAUAGCCAGGAUACUUUGGGCCUAAGGGUCCAUUAAUUCUAGCUUUGCCUCCCUCUCUCAGGAAAGAAAAUGCUCUUCAAAAGCAUGAAUAAUAUCUCACUAAGUCGCUAGUAAAGCCCUCUCUCCAUUUCCCACUUUGAUUUUGGGACGGCACUUAGGCUGCCUUGUAAACUGGGCUGCUGAGCACUGUAAUUAUCCCGGUCUUUGGCUGCGUCGCUUCAAGGGCGUAGUCUCUGCUCAGAGUUGCACCGCCCUGCAAGGCAGAACCAGUGCAUGAGAAAAGGGAAGCGAGAGGCAGGAGAGGGAGGCUGGAGAGAAUGGCUGCCUGGCAUCAGGGGUUCUUCAGCUGUGAAGGGUAGCUCAGUUGGUAGAGCAUGAGACUCUUGAACUUGGGGUCAUGGGUUCGAGUCUGGCAUCAGGUUAAAGAUUCCUGCAUUGCAGGGGGUGUACUAGAUGACCCCGUAGCCCCUUCCAACUCUGUAAAUCUGUGCUUCUGUGAUUAUGCACUGCAGAGGGUUACAUGUUGUUGUUGUUGUUUAGUCGUGUCUGACUCUUCGUGACCCCAUGGACCAGAGCACGCCAGGCCCUCCUGUCUUCCACUGCCUCCCACAGUUUGGUCAAACUCAUGCUGGUAGCUUCGAGAACACUGUCCAACCAUCUCGUCCUCUGUCGUCCCCUUCUCCUUGUGCCCUCCAUCUUUCCCAACAUCAGGGUCUUUUCCAGGGAGUCUUCUCUUCUCAUGAGGUGGCCAAUGUCUUGGAGCCUCAGCUUCAGGAUCUGUCCUUCAGAGGCCCCUUCAUAGAUCACUGCCUUGCUGUGGCGAAGGGGCUUGAAUAACUCAGAGAAGCUAUGAGCUAUGUUGUGCAGGGCCACCCAAGAUGAACAGGUCAUAGCGGAGAGUUUUGACCAAACGUGAUCCGCCUGGAGCAGGAACCAGCAAGCCACUCCAGUAUCCCUGCCAAGAAGACUCCAUGGACAAAGACAACAGAGGGUUACAUAAGAAGGCCCAUCUAGUCCAGCAUCCUGCUCUCACAGUGGCCAACCAGAUACCUGUAGGAAGCAGGAUCUGACCACAAGAGCCCUCUCUGACCGGUAGCCUUCAGCAGCCCUCUCCUCCAUGGAUUUUCCCAACCCUCUUUUUAAAGCCAUCCAAAUUGGUGGUGAGCACCGCUUCCUGUGGCAGAGAGUUCCAUAGUUUCAUUAGUGUAGGCCAGUGGUUGCGUGGCGAGUUCCCGCCCCCCACCAGGGAGAAAUAAAGACACUGGACACCAAGUAUUAAAGUUAAUGGGCGAAUUAGGCCACAACUUUAUUGAUUUCAGGAAUGAGAGGUAUUGGCUUAGGCAUUGGUCCUAUCAACUAGCCGGCUCCAGCCCGAUUGCUGAAGACCGGCAAGGGUUAACUCCAUACGGGGGAGUCCUGCUGAGGCACGUGAACUAGGAGUUCCCCCGGGUCACCGCUCGGGGGUGUGCCUUAGGCCCACACCUCCAUAGGCUUCGGUCAUGGCCACGCCCCCCCGGAAUCCUUUAUCGGACUGCCCUUCGCUUUUGGGGGGAGGUGAUGGCGUUUCCUCCCCCCCCACACAUCCUCUUAACCCCUCCUUACCAAUGCCUAACCGCCAAUGCCGAGGAGUUGUGACGAGUUGCUACGAGGUAGGCAAAAAACCGAUUGGCUGAAAUUGCCAAUUGGGAAAAAUUCCGACCAGGCCCCUUGCGGCGACAGACCAAAGUCCAUAGCAAAGUCAGAAGCCUACUUAAAGGGAGGGAGGGUGGGAAAACGGGAUGGCUGGCACAGAGAAAAGAGGGCGAGCCCCGGCUGCGCCGGCCCUAAAUAGGGCAGGCCACGCCCCCCCAGCCACCCGAUUGGCUGGCCGGGCGGACGACGCGCCCGGGAUUCCCUCGGUCUCGCGGGUGCUGCAACCAGCCCCUGCGCAUGUGGGGUGGGCGUGAAGCCCGCAACCCCACCUCCUUGCCAGGUCCGAAAGUGACUUUCUCAAACUUUUUUUCCCUGGCCACACUUUCAGAAGAAAAAAAUAUUUUUUUUAAUUAAUAAGAAAUACAUUUUGCCGGAGGGGGGGUGAAUUCUCCGGAGUGGAGAAUUCCUAGCAGUGCUUGAUUUAUAACCUAGAACACAACUACUUUAUAAUAUGAUCAUGGGGCGUCCAUAAAGUAUAAAACAAUGCAGCUACAUAAGAAGAUGAAUAAUUUCCCUGAUAUAAUGAUAAACGAGCCCCUUAUAUAGAUUCCUUAAGUUGUUAUACAAACUCGAUGAGAGGUGUGAGCUUGCUUUUGCCAGGCAAUCUCAUUUAUAUUAGGUCUAAUUCGAGUCAAACAAAUUCUCCUCUCCUCAUUAGCAGAAAAAAGCCUUUCUCUUUUCUGAUCUUCCCUAUUUGUCCAAGUUGGGAAUCUCUGCUCACAACAAUAUGUCGUGGAGAACUGUAGAAGAAUAGUCAGUGCUCUUGAAGAGGGGCAUGGCAUGGAUACUGUUUUUGGUUGUAUAUACCGUAUUUUUCGCUCUAUAAGACGCACCAGACCACAAGACGCACCUAGUUUUUGGAGGAGGAAAACAAGGAAAAAAAUAUUCUGAAUCUCAGAAGCCAGAACAGCAAGAGGGAUCGCUGCACAGUGAAAGCAGCAAUCCCUCUUGCUGUUCUGGCUUCUGGGAUAGCUGUGCAGCUUGCAUUCGCUCCAUAAGACGCACACACAUUUCCCCUUACUUUUUAGGAGGGAAAAAGUGAGUCUUAUAGAGCAAAAAAUACGGGUUUUUUAUGCUAUGCUAUGCUGAAAUGUUUAAAUCUUACUUUGCCUUUGAGUCUUCCUGCCCCCCUUGCCCUCCUCUCCUUUGAAAACCACUGCUAUUGCCUCUGGUGUUCCUUCCAGAUCAUCGGUUCAAAGAGUUCAGUCGUGUGUCCCCUGGAGCCUCUGUUUCCCCCCCACAGCAGCUGCUUUUUGGGGUUUGGAGGAGCUCAGGCCCGUGGAUAGAAUUGUAAGCGCUCUCUGAAAAAAACACACACAAAAAUUUGGUUUUGUCUGACUCCGUGCCAACCUCUCGGGGGACCGACUUGUCAUUAUGGAGGGAAGAAAGAAACUUCCCCUGAUGUCACGCACUCAGCAAAACCCACCAGCGCCCACUUGACCUCCGAGGUGCCAACCUUUCACUUCCUUUGGGUCGCUAACAUAAACAAACAUGGAGGCUGCAGCGUCCUGCGUUGCUGGGGAGAGAAGCCUUUGUGGGUUUUGACGGAGGAAAGGGUUUGGGCCACCGGUUCUUCCUGCAUGUUUGUGUCCCCCCCCCCUUUCCCCCUUGCUGUGCUUCCACACCCAGCCUGCGGAGCAAGAAUUUGUGUCUGCAUUUCCUCAUAAAUCUUGGCGUGCCGCCUGGGGCUACCCUUUUAAUUCCCUCUCUGAGGUUUGCAGGGAGGAGAGGCUCAGGCAGACAAAGAGGAUGGGAGCCACCGUUGUGCCGCUUUAGUCAUCGGAAUGGGUGCUCCUCUGUAGCUCUGGGUGAGGGAAGAAAGGUGCUUGCCAAAAAGGACAAUAGGGGGAACUUGGGGGAAAGACUGGAAAGCGCAAUAUCUGAAGAAAGAAAGGAAUGGACUCUUGGUGAACUUCUUGCUCUGGUGAUGACGUUUUGAUUUUCGAUUUAACCACUAAACCAUAGAAUUGAUUCCCCCCCCCCCACUUCCCUCCCUGACCAUUUCAUAGAAAAAUAGAAUAACUGAAUCCUAGAAUCCUGGUGUUAUGUACUGAGUUGGAUAGGAUCCAAAAUGCAGCAGUCUGAUUGGUCCUAGAACAAUAGGAUCCAGAAUGCAGCAGUCUGGUUGGUCCACAGGAGCCACCCAAUCCAGCUUCAGGUGGAAGGGAAUCCGCAACCUGAUUGGCCUACAGGAGAAUCCUGGAAUUAGCCAAUCACAUGGGGCCCAUUGUGUAAAUAAUGUAUAUAAAGCAGACAUUCUGGGUGAACUUCCAUUCCUUCUCACCACUAUGAGCUGAAUAAAGAGCAUGAAAUCCACUCUCGACUCCGAGUAUAUUUCACCUAGAAUUGUAGAGUUGGCUCAGCAGGAAUCUCAGCUAAAGCACCCAUGACAGAUGGCCAUCCAACCUCUGCUUAAAAACAUCCAAGGAAGGAGAGUCCACAACCUUCUGAGGGAGACCGUUCCACUGUGGAACAACUCUUGAAAUUGAGUCCGGAUCUCCUUUCUUGUAACUGGAAUCCAUUGGAUUGGGCCCUAUCCUCUGGAGCAGCAGAAAGCAAGCUUGCUCCAUCUUCCAUGUGACAACUCUUUUGAUCUUUGAAGAUGGUUAUCGUAUCUCCUCUCAGUGCCCUGUUCCCCAGCAUCUAUGACAGAUGACCAUCUGACCUCUGCUUAGAAACCUCCAAGGAAGGAGAGCCCACCAACUCUCUAAGGGAGGUUGUUCUGCUGUUGAACAGCUCUUGCCAUCAGUCGUUCUUCCUAAGGGUUAGUCUGAAUCUCUUUUCUUCUCAUUUGAAUCCAUCGGUUUGGCUCCUACCCUCUGGAGCAGCAGCAGAGAAGAUGCUUGCUCCCUCUUCCAUGGGACAGCCCUUGAGAUAUUGAAAGAUGGCUAUCAUAUCUGCUCUCUGUCUCCUCUUUUCCAGGCUAAGCAUUCCCUCAACUGUUCCUCAUAUGGCUUGGUUUCCAGACCCUUGAUCAUCUUGGUCGUCCUCCUCUGCACACCCUCCAACUUGUCACCAUCCUUCUUAAAUUGUGGUACCCAGAACUGGACACAAAAGUCCAUAAUGGAGCAGUACUAUUAUUUCCCUUGAUCUUGAUGGUAGACUUCUCUUGAGGCCACCUAGAAUUGGUCAGGGGCAAUGAUUCCUCUGGUUAGCAGUUUCCAGAAACCGCAGGAGGGAAGAAUUGCUCUUGAGUCCGGAUUGUGUUUGUGGGUUUCCCAGAAAGGGCAACUGUGAGAAACAGGAUGUUGGACUAGAUGGGCCAUAGACCAGAAGGCUCUUUUUAUGUUCUUUAGCUAGAUAGAAAAUCAGAGGCGGAGCUUGAAUAUCAAAAUACUAAAUAUCGGAAAUUGGCAAAGAGGCAGGAGAUGAGAUCUGUGCUUUGUUUUCGUUUUUUCACUUAUGUUCUGAGCCAGGUGCUUUCUGAAUGGAAAAAAAAAACAACAACCAGGACUUGGGAAACGUUUUGUCCCUGAGACGCUUUUUGCUUUUCAUGUUCCAGAACUUGGAAGCCAUCAAAGAGCCCCCGCUUGUGGGAUCGUCUCGGGGAGGGAGCAAAAUAAAGGUUUAUUUAGCUCAUUUCUCAGACAAUACAAACCCAAGCCAGAGUUUUGGCACCCACAGCAGAGGUGUUUGGGAGGUUUUACAGUAAUUACAUCUGAAAUGGGAAACCUGUCGUCCCCCCCCCCAUAUUUUUUUUCUAAACAUCUAAUCUGUCUCUUUUACUUAAGAAAAAUAAAAAGUAGCAUUAGUUUCAGUGUACCUACAAAUACUUCUUUUUUUAAAAAAGCAACCCCCCACAAUGCACACACAGAGAGAAUCAUAAACAGCUGAGUCUAGUUCCUUUAAAUCGGUGUGUUCCUGUAGCUACCCCCAAACACUCACAACUCACAAUGCUUCUGUUUUCCACCCUUCUCAGCCUCAUAGAAUGGUAGAGCUGGAAGGGACCCACAAGGGUCAUCUAGUCCAACCCGCUGCAAUGCAGGAAUCUCAGCUAACAAAUCAUGGACAGGUGGCCAUUCGACCUCUGUCUUCUGCUGCUCCAGAGGGUAGGUCCCAAACCAAUGGCUUUGAGUUGCAAGAAAGGAGAUUCCGACUAAACACCAGGAAGAACUUUCUGAUAGUAAGAGCUGUGGAACAGUCUCCCAUGAGAAGUGGUGGACUCUCAUUCACCAAACAUUUUUCAGCAGAGGUUGGAUUGUCAUGGAUAAUAAUAAUAAUAAUAAUAAUAAUAAUAAUAAUAAUAAUAAAAUUUAUUUAUACCCCUCCAUCCCCAGCCAAGACCAGGCUCAGGGCGGCUAACACCAGAUAUAAAAACAAUUGAUUGAAAUACAACUUUAAAAACAAGAUUAAAAUACAACAUUAAAACAUUAAAAUGCAGCCUCAUUUCAGUGGAAACUCAAAUCAAAAACUUUUGGGGGGAUGAAAACGUCAAGUCUUCACCAAGGCCAACUAUCCAGACUGGUCCUACGUGGGCCAGAAAAAAGCCAGGGAAGUCCCCAAGUAGGAGUUCCAUCACAGAAGGAGAAAGGGAAAGGGAAAGAGGGGGAGGAGAUCAAGUUGAUUCGAAGCCGAAGGCAAGGUGGAACAACUCUAUCUUACAGGCCCUGGGGAAAGAAAUCAGAUCCUGAAGGGCCCUGGUCUCAUGAGACAGAGCGUUCCACCAGGCCGGAGCCAGUGUUGAGAAGGCCCUGGCCCUGGCGGAUGCUUCAGCUGUGAUUCCUGCAUUGCAGGGGGUUGGACUAGAGGACCCUCAGGGUCCCAACUAUACAACCAUAUGAUUCUUGUGCCUCCUCUAGCGUUCUCAUUCUAUGAAACAAGAAAGCCAUUGUGGCACAAUGGUUAGAGCAUUGGACUAGGACCUGGGGGAUCAGCGUUCGAAUCCCCAAACAAGCCACAAAGUUCACUGGGUGACCUUGGGCCAGUUACCACCUCUAUGCUUAAUCCACAGGGUUGUUUUGAGGAUGAAUUGUGGGUAGAGAACAACCGUGUACACCAGUUUGAGAUGCUUGGGAAGUAAAGGUGGUAUAUAAAUGAAAGAAACAAACCAAUUGCCGUCCUUGGUCUGUCUGCCGAAAAAGACAGGGCCUCCUCACCUGUCCAAAUGUUUCGCUUUCUAGGAGGGAGGGAGAAGGCCUGAGGAUCUUCUGGGACAAACAGCGAGAGCCAUCUCUCCUGGCGCGCUGGAACCCCUUCUCCACCGACAUGCCUUACACGACCUUCACAGAGCACCCCGUGAAGAACAUCAACCAGAGGUUUAUCACCAUCUGCCAGGUGGGCCACAAUGUGUCAAGAGGACACAUAAAAUGGAUUGGGUUAAUAGUAAUACUGUGUCAGGCAGGGGCGUUCCCCCUCUCCCUUCGGUAUCUCACUGAUCAGAAUCAACGAGCCGUUGAUAGUUUUAUAGUCCUUUUUAUUACAGCAUCAUGUUGCCAACACAAACAGACAACCCUCUUCUUCCUCUUCUGAACUGAUCUGAACUGCCUGCUGCUGCAUUCCCCAGCCUUCGUCUUCAGAGUACAGUGGUACCUGGGUUACAUACGCUUCAGGUUACGUACGCUUCAGGUUACAGACUCCACUAACCCAGAAAUAUUACCUCGUGUUAAGAACUUUGCUUCAGGAUGAGAACAGAAAUGGUGCAGCAGUGGCAGCGGGAGGCCGCAUUAGCUAAAGUGGUGCUUCAGGUUAAGAACAGUUUCAGGUUAAGAACGGACCUCCGGAACGAAUUAAGUGCUUAACCCGAGGUACCACUGUAUUCCCCGACAUACCGAGGGUAUAAUCCAGUAGCUUCCAAAGUGGACAUCCCAAUGUUAGCAGUAACAAUUAAAAAAAUAACAGAGAGUUCCCUUGCAGCUCAUCUUGAGACCAAUCUCUCUCUUGAGAGCAGCUUGGAGAAAAGCAAUUCUGAGUGGGGAAACGGCCGGCAGGGAGAGGGUUAAGCCCCUCUCCCCACGCACCCAUUCCCCACUCCCAUUUGCAGCUUCCACGGACUGCUUUUCUUAAAAAUUAAGCUCUGAGGAUUGGUACCAACCUAUAAUUAGAGACCGAUGGACCUGUCAAUUUAGGUUUCCUAUUUUUUCAAUCUUAAGCUUGGUUCACACAUUUUCACAUCAGUUUGUGAUUCAUUUGAUUUUUUAAAAGAGGCGCUCCCAUAUUAGUGGAUCUGCCUGCUAAAGUAUUUACAUUAUUUUUUAAAAUUUUGAAGGUAAUUUAUAGACCACCUUUCAUUUUAAAAGUAACAAGGCAACUCCCAAACGAAAACAAAUAUAAAAUACUCAUUUUGUUUGCAAUUCUGACUGAUGGACACAUUUUUGCAAGCAAGUUUCCCAGGUAUAGUAUAUUGUUAUGUUUUCGCUGAAGUAUACCCACACGCUUUUCCUAAUAGACACGUUCUUGCACUCUUUUGUUAAUUAUUGGAGAACUACACAACAAAUUGCAGAAAAGUGUGGACUUUGAAGGAUGCUCCAGUCACAUAGCCAGUUUGAGAAAUCUGCAUAAAAAUGUUCACCAAUCCAAAUUUCUCCCCCAUAAGAAUUUAAGAAGAGCCUGGUACAGGAUCAGACCAAUGAUCCAUCCUGUGGGAAACCAGCAAGCAAAGGAGCAUUUGAGCAAAGGAAUCCUUUUCCUCCUGGUCUCCAGAAGCAUUGCUGCGUCCAGCCGUGGUCAUUGUGGCUAGUGGCAAUUGUGGCCGGUAGCCACCAAUAGCCCUUCUUUUCACCUGCGGCUAACCCCAGGUUAAAGAAGACUUGCAUGGGCGGCUGAGCCCUCCAAAUAAAUUUCCAAAUGGAGAAAUGCAGGAGGCAUGUGAGGGCGGUUGCAGUAGCCACAGUGGGCAUCAGAUAAAUGUCAUGGCGUGAAACGGAGAUCAUUCAAUAAUGGACUCCUGGUGCCUUAAUGUAAACAGGAAAUGAGUGGCAUAUGCCCCCCUCUCCCCGCAGCGUGAAAUAUAAGCUCCACAACCAUCGAUUUGAAACCACACAUGCUCAGGUCAAAAACAAUAUUUCCUCCUCCCCAAAUUAUCUCCCCAUCUGCACACUCGUAAGGAUGUCAGUAAUCGGAUCGCCCUGUGGAAAACAGAGCGAGAAAGGGAGUGUGAAGUGGCUUGUUCAAAGGGACGCUCCGUCGCCUCCGAGUGCUUUAAUCCAGCUUUGGGGAGCGUUGGGAAGUUGUCCCUUUUUCAAACCGCCGUCCCCCCUCGUGGGCGCAAGGAAAAGGAGAGAAAAGAGGUUUUAUUUCUCUUCAACGAGACGGGCUGGAUUUCUCGCCCAAGUGGUUUCAGGAAAACAUCCGAUUUGGCAAGAAUGGAACCGUUCACGCUUCAAGAGAUGAAGGAGCUGCUAGGAAUCCCACAAACUCCGAAGGCAAGGAGGGAGGGAGAUUGCGGGCUCUGAGAUCAUCUUGGGAGAGCAAGGGGUGAAACCGCACGCGGGUCGGACUUCUCAGGUCGCCCCUCCAGCCCCAAACCUUUCAUUUGCAGGACUCCAGGUGCAAUCGCUUUUCAGCAAUCCCAAAUAUUUGCAGCAGAAAACGCAGGCAGAGAUGUACCUCCGGUGGAAAGGGACCAGCACGUGAGGCACGAACACACAAAACACCGCCUUUUAGAUUUUACAGCAGCAAAAUGUGGUCACAAUAGGGCAGCCCGCCAGAAAGCAUGCAGGAAAAUAACACAGUCUACCAGGGCAGCAGAGACCUUGGAGACAGAGCAGAAGCAAACAGAUGCAGGAACUUGAAGUUUAAGCCCAGCCUAGACAUUUUGGCUUCCUAAGCUGUUACUAGCUAGGCUUGUCCUUUAAUAGUCCAUUCUCGCUAGAUUUUAUUGCCCCUUUUAAAAAAUCGGGUUUAGUCCAGGUUUCCAGCUGGGAUUUGCUGCAGCCGCUUAGAGCUUCACUGCAGGAAAGCGGGUGGUGAAGGACAGGAGAAUAAAUUAUUAGUAUUUCUGUUUAAUGCAUUUUUAUCCCAUGUUUGCGUGGCAAGGUCCCAAACCUUCCUGGGAAAUGAAAUAAAUACACAUGAAACAAUAUAUUUGGUUAAAGGGCCAAAAAGGUCACAACUUUAUUUGUUAUACAAUGUGAGUGGUAUUGGCUUAGGCAUUGGAAACCACACAACUAUGUCUUACUUCUGCCCGUCUUGGAAGGGCUAACCACCAGUAGGGGGAGCUCUGCUGAUGCACAUCAACUAGGGACUCCCCCAGGGUCACUGCUAGGGGUCGUGCCAUGGCCCUAGCCCCCCAUAUGGGGCUUCGGACAAAGACCACGCCCCCCGGAAUACCCUUGAAUUCAGAGGGGUAGGUGAUGGCCACUACCUCCCCUCCCCUUCACCUAAUACUCCAUUGCCUAACCGCCAAACCUUACAAAGUUGUGACGAUUUGCUACGAGGUAGGGGAAGAAACCAAAUGACAACCAAGGCGACCAACUGAGGUCCAUAGCGAGGUCAGGAGAUAAAGAGCCUAACCUAAGGGAGGGAGGGAGGAAGAACUAGCCAAGCAGGGAGAAAAACAGGGGUGAGUCCUUGGCCGUGGGCAGUUUAAAUAGCCUGCACCAUGCGACCAGACCGUCCGAAUUGGACGUCCUAAGGUUGAUGUGGCCGAGGACCAUUCAAUGGAGCAGGGGAGGGGGCUUGCUCCCAGCCCACAACGACAUCUCCCCAGGAAUGGGACAUGGCUUUCUCUCAAGUUGGGAUUCAAGGCAACACAUAAAAUUUUUGAAACAUUAUACAGUGGUACCUCGGAUUAAGUACUUAAUUCGUUCCGGAGGGCCGUUCUUAACCUGAAACUGUUCUUAACCUGAAGCACCACUUUAGCUAAUGGGGCCUCCUGCUGCCGCCGCGCCGCCGGAGCUUACAAUUUCUGUUCUCAUCCUGAAGCAAAGUUCUUAACCUGAAGCACUAUUUCUGGGUUAGCGGAGUCUGUAACCUGAAGCAUAUGUAACUUGAAGCAUAUGUAACCUGAGGUACCACUGUACAAGGAGUAAUAAGAAGAAACAAGUUAAAAUAUAAUAGAACACAUUUGGAACCAACAAUUAAAUUCCAAUUUGUCAGCCCAGCAAUCAACAUCUUCUGCACUUUAGUCUCCAAAGGCCUGUCUGGGCAGGAAGGUCUCAGCCUGCCGGUGGAAGGAUAACGAAGGAGGGAGCCAGUCCACUCUCUUGGGAGGGAACCCCUCAAUCUAGGAGCAUCCCAGGAAAGGCCCUGUCUCGAGAUGAGCAGGCGCUGAGGCAGCCAUCCACCCAGGAUAGGAUUUGGUUUGGGGCUUUUCGGUGUGUCGGGGUAGCAUGACCUGGAUUCCAAAGUGCCCUCUCCUUUCCCAAGAAGGCGUCUGCAUCACUUCCUGGUGGGCGGCACAGCUAAGGAAAACCCCAAGCCGAUUUCCAUUCAGGAUGGUGCCUGGAGACACCUGUCUCCAAAGAUUUGCAUUUGCAGAUGACGAAUCAGUGACUUUUCUGUGAUGUCAGCAUAUUUGAGAAGGGUGAGCUGCUCUUGCACUUGAGGGAUAUUGGCCAACUACAUCACACACUCCUAAUGCCUGCAAUCAGUUCUUCCGGCUCAUCUUGUUGGGAUAAGCAAAUUUAUUGCAGCGCUAGAUUGGCAUGGCAGGGAAGCCUGUGGCUGCAACUGGCUCAGCUGAGGGGUGGUGGUGGUGGCAUUGAAUGUCCAUGGCAUUCCUGCUGCUCAGGGAAGAGACCUCUCCAAACAUUCACACUCCAGCUUCUGUGGCGGAAGGAAACGUAGCUGAAAUGAAAACGUAUUUUGGGCCUGAUUAAGACCUGGAGGGAGUGAUAAAGGUUGAGAUGAAGGGGACAGAUUCCCACCUGCUUCUUGAUGUUCAGGGGCCCCAAAGCAGAGGGAUGGGCAAAUCUGCCAAAUUUGGUUUCUCAUUAUUUUCAGCCUUAAUUUCAGUUCUCUUUAUUUCCACAGCAGCUUAUUUCCUUCCUUCCUUCCUUCCUUCCUUCCUUCCUUCCUUCCUUCCUUCCUUCCUUCCUUUCUUGUCCUCAUGAACAUUUAUUAGCAUUUUUGUCCAGAUUUCUCCUAACGUACAGAUUUGUGAAUACAAUUUUGCCUAAUAUAUACAUUUUUUUGCAAAGCAAUUUUGGUGCAUGCUUCACUCUGGCAUGUACAUUUUGCACAAAUUACUUUAUUGGAGAACGGCAUUGAGGGUUUCAGAGAAGUGCAGAUUCCACGGAGGGCUGUGUUUGGGUUCCUGCACUGUUUCAGAAAGUGCAAAUUGAGUAGGUCCUCCUUUAAGUGGGAACCUGAAUCGAAUUUCUCACCCCACCCCAGCUGAGCAUGACAUCUGGCCUGGAACUGAGCUGGCAAUUCUGACUAUCCAUCAAUUGCUUAGUUCCAGAAAUACAGUUCUUUGCACUGAGGAGCUUGCAAUCUCCACAUCAAACUCUGAAGCGAAGUGUGUGAACUUGCGUGAAGAGGCAACAGGGGGUUAAUCAUGAGCAACAUGGCUUUGUUUCCCCCAAACACCCACCAGCUACUUCUUCCCGAGUUGUGUGUCUCUCCCUCAGGGCCGUCUUACCCAUAGAGGCUAGUGGCAUGGGGCGCCAGGGUGCAAAGUUCUGGAGGGUGCCAGGGAAGAGGUGGAGGCUGGACGCGGCACCUCCUGGCAUCAGCUCGCCACCCUUGCCCGCCUCCGCCAUGCCACGCUGAAGCAGUGCCACACCCGGAGCCUCCAUCUGCCAUGGCCAACAUGGCACAGAGAGGCCAGCUGAGCCAGGAAGCGCCGCUUCCAUCCUCCGCCUCUUCCCCGCUGGAGGAGCCGCCCUCCAGUCGCUGCCCACCCGCCGGCAGUGCCGUCCUCCAUUAAAAAACUCUGGGAAACAGGGGGGUGCUGGAGGGAGCUUUGCACCACGACGACGGAUAUGCUUAAGACGGCCCUGCUCUCUCUGUUUACUCUCGAGAUUUUGGCACCUCUCCACGGGGUCUGUCUGCCUGCCUGGCGUGUAACCCAACCUCCUUUGUGCUCCCCGAGUUCUGAGGAUGCCUCGGCGUGUUAGAAGUCACUGCCAUGGACCGCUUUUAAUCCUCGAUCUCUGAAUGGGGGCAGAAAGAGCCAGCUUCUUUCGUGUGCACAAGAUUCUGAAAGCUCCUGUGCACACAGAGCAGGAAUUGAUGGGGGGGGGAAGGAUUUUUCAUGCACCCCAUGAACCUGCAGCGUAUUUCCAGUGUGGGACACAAUGUUCUUUGGGGAGGUGGCAGAGGGGUGGUCGAAGGACAAGUGGAGAUUCCUGGUUCCUCGGUAUUCUCAGCAGUGAGAUGGCCGGGAUUCAGUUUCAAAUGUUAUUUGCUGCGGACGGCCAAGCAUUGCUUGGUUUCCUAGGCAGGCAGUUGUUUUCCUUCGGUUGCAAAGGGAGCGACCCACAGAAUGCACACAGUGGCUGGCCGGCUUUGGCCAUUCCUGUCGGGGUAUUUUUAAUAUGUGGGCAUCCUUAGCACCCAACCACACUUGAGAAACGGAGAUGGGGUAGAAAUUUGGUUUGGUUUGGCACUUGUAGGCAAGUAGACCUAAUUUUGCAGGGUGUGUGAACCAAAGCACAGAGAUCCUUCAAGAUUCACACUUCUCUGAAUUUUGCAAUGGAGGUCUCCAGCCAAGUAUUGCGUACAAGAAUGCAUAUGGUAGGGUGAAGCGUGCAUAGAAAGGUAUAUAUUAGAGAGGGUAACAUCCAAAAAUGUGUUAUAUUUGAGAUUUGCAAAAUAAAUAAAUACAUAUGUCCAUAUUGGACAAAACAGCACGUAAAUGUGCACAUUAGGAGAAAAUUGCACUAAAAUGUUGCUGAAUUUUCAUGUGGACUUUAAAAAAAAAAAGAUUUGCAAAAUGAUGUGGAAAUUUGGAGAACCGAAGAGUGGAAAAACUGGAAUCUCAAGCAAAACUUUCCCCGUGCCUACUUCUCCUGUCCUGGAUUAGUUCUCAAAAAAUUCCAGGGCAGUUCUGCAUCCUUGCGUAGAAGGAGUGGGGGAGAUUUGCAUUUGUAUGUAUUUGUGGCUUCCUGCUUCCUGUGGGAGGCAGUUCCACAGUUUGCACUGUGCAGAGAAAGCCUCCUCUUUCUAUCUGCAAGGUUAUGAUGGCCCAACAUAAAUUAUUACUAGACCAGGCUACAAAUAUAUUGUCCUGUUCAGCAGCUCCCCCAAAAAUGUGGCCAGCCUGACCGGAUUCUUCUCCUGCCCUUCUUGCAGAUCUCUGCCUUCACUGCCAUGCUGGUUCAAGCAGUCCAGAAUGCCGAAAGAACGGAUCUCACAGCUGGCCGAACUGCCGGGGUGGAGGUGGCCCAUGAGCCCCUCCUCAUAGAGACCUACACGGGGCUGAUGUCUUUCCUCGGAAACCGAAACAAACUGGGUUAUUCCCUCGCUCGGGGGAGUUUUGGCUUCUGAACGUCCGGCGAAUUGGGGGUUUUCCUUUUGUGGUGAAUGUGUUGUGUUUAUUCCCCUUGAAAUGUUGCUAAAGAGGGUGGGGGUUCUUAAUGAAAGGGCUGUGAGGUGCAACACCCCCACCCGGCCUUAUAAUGUAGGAAACUGUGUGCUGAGUCCAACCAUUUAGCUCAACGUGGGCAUCAUCUCAGGCUGGAAGCCGCUCUCCAAAGUUGCAGACUUUUCCCAGGAUUACCCUGGGGAUACUGGGGAUUGGACCAGAGAGCUUCUGCAUGCAAAGGAGCUGCUCUGAGCUACCGUCCUGGAAUGGCAAAACCUCCUUUUGCAGGGUUCAGGGCCACACAGGAUUUAACCACAGGGUCUGGAAAGAUCUCCCCUGUUGAAAGGAGCCGCAGUUCUCUAGAAGCCUGACAGCUGCCUGCAAGCCAAUGGCCCAUCUAGUCCAGCAUCCUGUUCUCACAGGGGCCAGUCAGAGGCCUGGGGAAAACCCACAAGCAGGAGCUGAGCACAAGAGCAACGCUCUCCCCUCCUGUGGUUUCCAGCAACAGGCGUUCAGAAGCAUCGCUGCCUCCAGCUAUUGGGGCAAAGUAUAGUCUGUGGCUAAGAGCUCCACUAGUGUUCAUAGAAUUGCAGAAUUGGAAGGGUUCUUCUAGGUCAGCCAGCUUCAGUGCAGGAAUGUGGUAUCUGAGGAACAUCUGAACAUGAUCCUCCUUGGUUUUUUUCCAUUGCAAGCUUCUCUCCUGAUAACUCAGGUGUUUCAACACCUGAGCUGGAUGCUUACCUGAGAUUCCUGCAUAGAUGGCACUCGGGGUCCUUUCCAGUCUUUGAUUCUAUGAGCAUUAAGAGAAUCCUCAGGAAAAAUAAUCUCUCAAAGGACCUGUUGAUGGCAUUUUACCAUUACACUGUGGAGAGCGUAUUAACUUAUGGGCUGUGUGUGUGGUUUGGGAGCUGCACAGUCAGGGAAAAAACAAUGCUGUCCAGGGUUGUAAAGACUGCAGAGAGAAUAAUUGGGUGCACUCUUCCCACCUUGGAUCAAAUCUAUGCUUCCAGGUGCCAUAAGAAAGCUGCAGAGAUAGCGCAGGAUAGUGCGCACCCCGGAAAUGAUCUCUUUCAGCUUCUGCCUUCUGGAAGAAGGUACAGGGUUAUAAAGACUAGGAUCAGCCGCCUGAGAAACAGUUUCUAUCCAAAUGCGAUUUUGGUUUUAAAUGCAGUGUAAGGUAGUCUCUAUGGGAGUGUAUUGUAUUGAAUUAUGGGGUAUCAGAGUUUUUAGGGGGCUAACCAGGCUGGGAUAGCUGGGAUAGCAGCCUUGUUGGUUUCUGAAUGUCUGAUGUAGAUUUUCAAUUUCGUUGUUCUGUACGGGACAAUGACAAUAAAGAUUAUCGUAUCGUAUUAAGCUCAUUGUAUCUAAAAUGCAGUGACAAGAAUAAAGAAAAUCCGUGGCACAUUUCGGUGAAUCUGGCCCUGUUGCCAAAGCAAACCCACCCUCGCCUAGUCCCAGGUUCCCACCUCUACAACCUAGGGAUUAGGCAAGCCUACCCAGCAAGGCUGUUGUACGAGGCAACGUGGAGUCCUCAGAACACUCUGCGGCUACAGUCCUAAGCCACUGAAUUCCAUGGGGCACAAUGCGAAUUGUGUAGGACUGUGCCCUAGGCUGCAAUAUAAUUGCUAUUAUUUCAGUGAGAGUGGCUGAACAACUGUUGCUGUAAACCAUAGAAGGAAAGAGUUGUGCUCUUGUGCUCAAGUCCUUGUUUGUGGGUUUCCCAUAAUGGGCAUCUUGUCAGUGAAGUUCUACUCAGUAUUGAUCCAGAGUAGAUCCCAAUGUAUAGUUAGCAGAGUAACAACUUAAACAUGUUGCAGGAUUCCCAACAAAUAGACCAGAGGCCAUUGUAUUUCAUCCAGCAGAGCUUUACUGCUACUGAAGGCAAAUGAGCAUAAUGGUCACAAAUCCAUUACAUUCAGGAUUGGCACUGUCCAUAAGAAAUCCAGUUGCAGCAGACCUAACUUAAUCUUACAAUAACUUAAAAUAGGACUAAACCUUAACACUAAGAAUACUAUGGAAGUGAGAGCUGGACCAUAAAGAAGGCUGAUCGCCGAAGAAUGGAUGCUUUUGAAUUCUGGUGCUGGAGGAGACUCUUGAGAGUCCCAUGGACUGCAAGAAGAUCAAACCUAUCCAUUCUUAAGGAAAUCAGCCCUGGGUGCUCACUGGAAGGACAGAUCGUGAAGCUGAGGCUCCAAUACCUUGGCCGCCUCAUGAGAAGAGAAGACUCCGUGGAAAAGACCCUGAUGUUGGGAAAGAUGGAGGGCGCAAGGAGAAGGGGACGACAGAGGACGAGAUGGUGGGACAGUGUUCUCGAAACUACCAGGGUGAGUUUGACCAAACUGCGGGAGGCAGCGGAAGACAGAAGUGCCUGGCGUGCUCUGGUCCAGGGGGUCAUGAAGAGACGGACAUGACUAAACGACUCAACAACAACAACAAGCAUACUAUGUAUAGGACACCACACCAGAAAUAAAAGAGAUAGAGAAACCCAGACUCCUUCUGGCCUCACUAUUAUAGCCUGCAUGACCUUGACAGAAUUUAAGCCAACUGUACUCAUCUUCUCUGAAGGAAUAACCCAAACAACAUGAACCUUCUGCUUGUUUCUUUCACGCAGAGGAGCUUCCAGAACCCUCUUGAAUUAAGUAGAAUAGGAAAGACCUCUACACAUCAGGGCAAUACUUUCGGCACUAGGAAAUGCAAACUGGCACAUCUGGUCGGCCACUGUGAGAACAGGAUGCUGGACUAGGGGAUAAGAGAGGUCAUCUGGAAGACAGGUCACACCCACCUGUCCAGGUGUUGGAAUUGGCUUUGCAGUUGGGUCAGAGAAGGCUAAAGGCACCUGGGGAAUUGGGGCUGGGUGCAGGAUGGAUGGGGUCCCCAACAAUGUGCCAUCUGGUGCCCACCCUACGAAUGAGACACACACACACACACACACUUCCCAUAGCAAAUGACAGGUCAUGAUAGCCUAAUCUAGGUGACCCUGGUGCCUCAAUCUGUACCCCAACCAUGGACCAGAAGAACAACUGUUUAGAGAUUGCUGCUUGAGUUUGAUUUUCCUCGUCCCUCUUUGUCUCUUUUCCUUUGUGUACCAUGUUUUUCUUUUUUCUAUUGUACGUCCGUGGGAAGAGACUGCCUUGUUUUGAUAGUAUGUAAGCUGCUCUGGGAGCCUUUAUUUGCUGAGGAGCAGUGCAAAAAUGGUCCCAAUAAAGACAUAAAUAUUCUGUGUUACCAUAUUAA